GUUGUAACUAAGUGAGUUUGAGUGUGACAGAGGCAAGCAGGCAAAAACCGCUAGAUUUGGGGGGGAUUACACAGGAGCCGAUCUAGACCAGCUCAAGUCUUGUCCGAACUUUUUAUUCAAGUUUGAAGCGUUUUUCAGAGAAAUCCACAAAGACCUCCAAGAUCCGGGAGAAACUCGGAGGAGAACUUUUGAAGAGCAGCGGUACAAAAGAAGAACGAGAGAAGUUUGAGAAAAUACUUUUUUGGUUUAUAUCCUCUCAGAGGUGACAGCGAGUCUCCGCUUGUCUCUCCCUGGUGUCCCACUAACCUCUGGAUUAACUUUUGGAGAGGAGCUCGCGGUCUUCUGGACACUCCCAAGUGUCUUGAAAGUGAUGUAAACCUCUCGAAGUAAUUAACGCGGAUCACCAACGUUUGGAGACACAAAGUUGCGCAUGUGUGGAGGUGAAUGAGACGUCUGGAUGGACUCAGACUUCCCGUGAAUUGAACUGUGAGUUGUGCGUCCGGACUGCCAUGACAUAACGGGACAGAGCAGGAAAAUCAGGACCGCUGAGUAUUUCUAACAUGACCGAAUAAGAGGACCCUCAACUCAGCCAUUCAUCCAACACCUUCAGUAAGAUACCUAUUCUUCCUCUCACCCUCCUCACCCUCCAUUGAGAGCCCCAUGCUGGAGAUAUGGGAUGACUGGAGGCGGGGGUGCAGCUGAGGUGAGCUCCAGCAGCCAAAGGACAAUGUUUGCGCCCGGCGUUGGCAUCCCUCCGCUGCCGGGGCGUCUGGUACUGAUGCUGCUCCUGCUGUGCGCAACAGAGCCCAGACUCUCCACGGCCUGUCCCGGGUUACUCGCUUCCACCAGCGGCUGCAGCUGCACGGACGAGCGGGGGAAAAUGCACGGUAUCCAAGGCCAGGCUGUGGGAAGGAGGGUCAGCUGCACCAAGGAGGAGCUGAGUGAACCUCCGGAUAGCAGCCUGCUGCCCAACAGGACCGUCACCCUGUGAGUCUCGACACUGACAAGUAGAUCCAAACUAACCACGAUGUCAUGAUUGUAUGAUAAGAUGAGGCCUGUGAACCUGACCCGAGAUUAUGGCUUCAUUGUUCUCGUCUGUUUUGACAGUUUUCUCUGUCCUUUAUGAUUUCCUUUCUUUUAACCAUCAUGCUCCAUGAAAAGCCAACAUAUUUAGGGUUCAUACUCUUGAGUUUUAACAUGUUUCCAUGGAGAUUUGAUUCCAGUUUUAGUAUCUAACCAGGUGUAUUUUUCAGCUCUAAAAGUAGACUUCAAAUUGUGUAGUACAAAAGGACAACUCAGUGAUGGUACAGUGACUCAAAAGGCCCACACACCCACCCCUCUGAACCCAUGACCUCAGAGUUAACUGUAUUGAGGUCUUGCUACAGUAAUAAGGCUUAUUAGGUCAGAAGUUUACAUCUUGAUCUAGUUUACCUCUGCAGCGGAGGGCUGAGCAUCGCCUCUCUGUGAAGCAUUUAGGGAAGAUCAGCGAGAGGGCAGGCUGACUGUAACACCCCUCACAGCCCUGCCUCUUUGACACGUCUGUCACUUUGAGUUUGUCUCAGACAGCUCCUUCUUUCUCCCACCAACACUGUGUAUGUCUGACUUGGCCUCGCCGAACUGGAACGAGCAGAAACACAUUUCAUUUUUAGUAUUUUUCUAUCAGAAAACACCCAGAGCAUUUGGUGAGAAUUAUGCAGAAACAGUUCCGGGCUUGGUUUGGUAUUUUUUAAUUAAGCGAGAAGUUAUUUGUGUGGUAUCCUUGGAUAGAACUUGUGAGGGCGUCAUCGUGUGCCAAAACACACUAUCUCUCAAGAUGGAUGCACCACUAAUCUAUCAGUGACACAUAUUUCUGGGGUGUCGUGUUGAACAGUUUCUUCACAGCCGCUCAGACUCUCCGUAGAAGUUUCCCAUUUUCCCACAGUGUGUUACUGUCUCUGCACAAUGACCCAGUGGGAGAAAUGUUCGCCGCACAUGGGCACCAGAAGAAAAAACAUGUUCGACUGCCUCUCUGCAGCGAGCAUGUGAGGUAAAGUAAGGGGAUUUAUCCCCCAGGAGAGCGGAGACAAGCCAGCAGUCCAUUUAUAGGCCCUUAUGUUUCUUGCUUAAUAAAGGCAGGAUAAACAUCUGGAGAACACAUUGCUUUAAACCAGAGGUGGGGGUGGUGGGGGUGGUGGUGGAGUUGGGUGGCAGUGGUCGAGGUGAUUGAAGAUAAUCUUCUGUCUUCCCGUCUACUAAUUUUGGUGGAGUUGUUUUUUGUACACGUCUUGCACGUUUACGACGCUGUGAAUGCAAAGCAAACAUUUCCACCCUCUUUACCUUUAGCUUUACCGUCUGGAAAGUUCGUUUUCCUUAAGGUUGGUUUGGUUCCUCAAGCUCCCUACUCCCAUCCUUCGCUCAUGACAUUAGCUCCAGAUGUGGAAUGUGAGAAGUGUGUUGAUAUUCGUGUUAUUCCUGACAUUCCUCAGCCCUUCUCUGAGACUGCGGACAGUAUCCCAGGUGCAGCAGGGGAGCUUUCUCAGUGCCCUGCGCUGCCUGAGUCCCUCCCCUCACCAGACGGCCUGACAGCCGGCCGUGCUGCCCUCUCUCUCCCGGAGGAGUCUCUUCUCUAUGCUGAGCGGGCGAAUGCUGGAGGACACCAGGCUCAGGGCUUCCGGGGCUGGCCGCUACGUGUAAUGCACAACAGCUGGCCCCUGUAAAACAUUCCAGCUGAGGCCCCUUAGCCUCAUGGGAAAUCCCAACAGGGAUUUGUUUAUUAAAACUAUUAGUUGGCUGUUUGUUGUUCCUGCCAGCUGUAAAGAAGCAACCAGUCGUCCUGACAUUAUCGCCUUCUUCUUUGGCUUUUAAUGCCUUAGCUGCACUUUGAUUGCAGAUUUUACAUUUAUCCAUUUUCAUAAACUCGGGCUUAUCACCGGUUUGUCAUGCAUCCUGCUUCUCAACCCUCCACCACCUUUUGUCCCACUUUCCCUCUUUUUCUUUAUCUGCAGCUCCCUGUGUCUCUCCCCUUCCCACCCCUCUAUCAUGAGUUCAUCCACACGCAGUAACUCUCAACCUAAAUAUUUAGCCGUCCUGGUAGGAAACUGCCAUGUCCAAACUCCUUCCAGAUGUGAGCCUGUGCAGCCCUGUGUUUAGGCCUAAUUAUGCACGGCUGCAGAGGAGCUGGAGCACUGCGAGAAGAAGAGGAAAGGAAUGGUAGAGAAAGGGGGAAAAUAGAUAAGAGUGUUAAAGCCAAAAAAAAGUGCUGUCUUUCAAGGGGAAAGUGAAAUAAAUGGGGGGAAUUGAAAGGAGAAAGGAGCUGAGCGUGAGGAGACGAAGAGGAAGAGGGAACCAUGAGGGGAACAAAGAAGGAGAGUAAAGAGGGAGAGAGGAUGGAGGAGGGAGAGGAGAAGCUUGGCAGGCGGUUCAGAGGGAUUUGCCCCUGGAGACUCAAAACUCCCCAGCCCCUGACUAACAGAUCUUCGACUCUGGGGUGAGAGGGAGGAGAAGGAGAAGGAGGAGAAGGAGACCUCCUUGAUGCAUCAAAAUUGCUCCCCGUCUGUAUCAUUAUCUGACAAAUUUUUGGUAUUUUUGCCGAUUAAAACAGCAAACGUGUGCUGAUGGAUGCACUGCAAACACACUGGUCGUAUAGAAACUGAGCAGUAACUCCUCUGCGUGCGCAGUGUGCUGGCAGCUGUGUUUGUUUUAAUGUUUUCAUGGAGAACAGACAAAUGAAGAGAGCGUACAGUGGCAGUCUAUGUGUGAAAUAUGCCGGAGCUUCAUAGCUUGAGGUUUCUUCCCAAUUCAAAACCCUGCUCCUCCCUUGGUGUGUUUUGCUGUCAUCAACUCCAGUGACUGAUGGCUUCGGCUCAGCGGGUGCCAGCGCGGGCACACAUGCUCGGGGUGGGGGGGUCAGCGUGCCCGUCCUUGGCCUGGUGCCCCCCAACACAAGACAGCUGCAGAGCAACACGGUUGCUGUCUGCACGGUUGCACUUGAGACCAAUUUGUCAGUGUUGCUGGCUGGCAGUCAGGAGUUUGAGAUAAAAAUAUUCCUCAGAGGGUAGUAAAAUUGUUUUAUCAGUGAGGGUCAGGGCUGUAAAAGAGCGGGUGUUAAAGUAACAGUUUAUCCUCGGGCAUGUGGUGCUGAAGAAUGGCCUGAACUUUAUACAUUUUAGUCUGUUCUGUGAAGCAAUACUUACAUGACAACCAUAAAUGGCUUAGUCUCAAUAUGAAGCUACAGCUAGCUGCCGACUAGCUUUAGAAAUGUGUUUUAACCAGUCUAGUCCAUUUCAUUGGUGAGAGACAUUAUGUUUCCCAACCAAAUAUUGUGCCGACGUCCAGGGGUGAAAGUAGGAUAAGGUUCUUGCAGAAGGUAGGCUUUGUACAAGAGGAGCACACCCAAGUUUAAUGAGGUGCCAACUCUGAUGCUACAGUAUCAUCAUCUGCUACAUCUCUCUAUCUCUUGAACAUAAUCAACUUUUUUCUACAUUUUGUUUUAUUUAUGCAUUUAAGGGAUAUUUUAGGGUCAAACACACCAUAACACUGAGUUAGACACCCCCUUGAGAGAUGAAUGUUGCCGACCGCUUGCUUCUUUAGUUAAACCAAAUUUAGUAACAACCGCAGGAUAGCAAUACACAGCGGUCUGAGGAGCCAUAAACAAACCUCAACCAAAACGCCACUCUAUAGCCACAAAUAAUGCUCAGAACAGCACCUAACUUCAUCAACAGUACAUAUAGGGUCCGAGCCACAGCGCUAGCCACCAAACAUCUUUUUAGCUUUGCCUGAUUUCUUUAGCAAAGAGACUAAACACAACUCACCCACUCUCUUCCAGCAGCCGCUUGUUUGUAACGAGACCUAAGGCCAGUCCAUUACAGACUGCUGCAGAGAUGCAGCUCAUUUCUGUAUCAUUUCCUUGAAGUAAUAAUCACCAUAUGAAUCAUUUUGCACUGCAGACGCAGUGGUUCCUCUGCCUUAGCGUCUGAUUGCAUUUCCAUGAAGAAAUGAUCAUAAAUGUUCUUCCUUGAUUUGCGUAUAUUCCUCGAGGAUUGAAGAUUUCUUUAAAAGUUCCCUCCUUCCGCAAAAGGCGGUCCCCAGCUCCUAGGCAACCAGCGUCCAAUCAAAAGCGCGCACUGAGCGCUACCACUUUUGGUUCGUUCGUUUGCGGAAGCAAGUAUGACUCGCUCGCAAGCAGCAUGGUUUUAUUAGAUUACUACGGUUACAAAGCAGUGUACAGACCGACGUGCGGCAACACGGUAAGCAAAUGUAGCCUACAUACACUGCAGGGAUUAAAGUUUGUGUACCGCUGCAUACCGUCUGUAAACUGCUGUUUAUGUCUUCCCGCUGCGUAUCGGCUUACUUUCACCCCUGCCGACGUCGUAAACAACCCUACUUACCUACAACUUUUGGUGCUUUUUUGGCUGUUAAGAGUGGACAACAUCAAAAGAAACUGUUUAAAGCUAAAAAUCAUAAUUCGUUAACCAAACUAGGCACAAACCGUUUCUAAAAGUCAGAAAAAAUAUUAGUUAAUAGGGUUUAGAUCCACCUUAGAUCAUACCUGCCAACACUCCCGUUUUUCCCGGGACUCUCCCAUAUCUCAGACCUAUCUUCCGCCCUCCUCCCGUAUGGUCAUUUCUCCCGGGAAUCUCCCGUUCUAUAAUGGUCCACGUUCAUAAAUCGGAUCACUAUAUUUGUCUGAAGUUUCUGCUGAGUCACACAGAUGGAUUGAUACUUUUAUAAUUUGGGAUGAUUCAGGUCAGUUUAAUUUGUAAACUAUAUUUAAGCAGUGUUUGUUGUAAAAUGAACAUUUCAAUGAAAGGGAAACAAACGCGAGAUAUAAUAUUUACGUUGAUAGUCUUUCACCGUCUCGGAGUGAUGCGUUCAGGGCAGCCUCAGAUAAAAAAGUGCUGUAUUCCACGCACAGCCUCAUAUGGGAGAGCAUGUAAAACAUAUGAGGACUUUAACACUAAUUUUAGAGGACUAAAUAAGUUCAAGGCACAUUGUAGCUAUUAUUUUUUUAAUUACCAUUUGUUAUUGUUGAAACAAAACAAAAGUGUGCAGCUUCACUUAUACUUAUUUGUAUGAGCAAUUUAAUUACAAAUACUCUCAUAAUUAGCUCAUAUCCACCAUACAAGGUAACCCCACAACUGCCCGACGUGUGCCACAAAAAUCUCUCAGAUUUUAUAACCCAAAUGUUGGCAGGUAUGUCUUAGAUAUUGCUACAUAGUUUGGUCUCAAGUUUAAGCUGAAAUUUACAAGCCAACUUGAUGACACCUAUUAAACACCUUGGCUUAUGUGAGCAAGUAUUUUUCCAGCUAUAUAACAGGGCAUUUAUCUCAUGUAUUUACCCAUGACAUGAGGUGUGUUGUCUGCUUGAUAUAGCAGGAGAGUGGUAGCACAGAGCAUCCUCUAACUAUAUGUACUCCUGCCAGCGUCUACAGUGAACACAGGUCCAAAGUCAGGGGAGAGAGUGCUGCAGGAGAUGAGUCCAACUAUCAUUCAGUCCUUGGAUCACAAAUAUGGUUUCUGAUGUCCAAAAGACACUCAGAUCAUAGAGCUGCGGAAAUAAUCAGCUGAAUCACACCACUAAACAUCCCUAUCUAGCUUUUCCCUAAAUAUGCUUUGCCACACAGUGAUAUCAGAUCAUAUCUGGAAUCACACUUGAUAUCUGUGGUAGUAGCAUAUAAGAUUUUUUUAUUCCUAAAUUGCCUGUCUUGAAGUAAUAAAGAUGAUACCACAGAGGGGGAAGAAGGAUAUGAAGUUGCGGACUGGCUUGGCUAAAUCUAUUGCUGUUGGCAAAACAAACUCGAUGUUUUCUCUGUUCGGUUUGGUAAAGAAAUGGGGACAUUUUCAGAAACAGCUCUAGCCAGGGACAGGCUGUGAAGAAUAGGGACCGUAACCCAGAAAACGAUGACAUCUGGUCACCCCGGUUGACCUCCAAAAACAUUUGAUUUUCAUUUUCAACAACAACCGCUUAGUGUGGUUUUCUCUGCUGCUCUUUGUGUAUAACUCCUCUGUUCCCUUCACCCUACAGUAUCGUAGCUUGCCUUUUUGUCAAGCUGAGCUAAAUGGCUUCUUGAUUAACCAAGAUGAAGGUAAAGCAGCAUUAAUCUUUUCACUUUUAACACGUUUUAAGAGGUUUUUAAUGUGUUUAAGUUGGUGCAAUCAUAACAUGAAUGCAGUUUAUCUGAAAUAUUUGCUUCUCUAGUUGGUUGAAGUAACCCUCUAACAACACGUUCAGAUUAAACCGGUCCAUCACUGGAACUGUUUGGAGGUUUUAUGGGCUUAUUUAAGACAUCCUGCCACGAGCUUUCGGGAGGGUGGAGAGCCUUGUUUUUACACUUACCCCUACAUUUGUCUGGUUUCUCUGGAUUUAAUUGAAACAGUCUGUCAUCGUCGACUGCGUUUGAUGAGUCCUCAGCGUCUCCGCUCACUCACAGCUCAACCCCUGAGAGGUUAUCUAUUGGCUACAGUAUUAAUCUGCGCCUCUUUAAUCACCAUUUCUUCCCCUGAGUCACAUCUUUGGUUUCUUAUUUGUGGCUCACAUGUGGACUGAAUCCAAAGGGCCGGCAGAUGUGUCGGUGGUUUGCGUUGGGGUCUGUGAGUCAGAGUGUGUUGAGACAGGAGUAUGAAGUAUCUGGAGCAGUCGAGUUAUCAGGAGGGAGGAUUUUAAUAGCAAAGAGAGCGCUGGUCCUCGGGCAUUCCUGCAGCCGGAGGGUUUAUUUAUGUGAGGAAAGGAGUUGAGAGGAGGGGGAGUGGGCUUUCCUCCACACAUGUUAGGUGGGGCAGCGGUCAGCAAUAAAUCAAAAAAGCAAACAAAAGUCCUGACACUGGAUACCUAACUCUGGCACCUGCCAAUGCCACACAAGCCUGGGGUUUAUUGUGCCCUUGCAGGUCAAAGUAGGAGCUCUGAAACAGGCCCAACACACCCUCCUACGUCUCUGCACUUUUGCUGCCAGCAUUUUUAAUGAUAAAUGUGAACGCCUCUUAUCACCUCAUUGUGUUUGUUGAUUAAACUGUUGCAAUACAUCAAAAUUUGGCAGUAACAGAGACAUAUGUUGUCAUAGUAAUCUCAUACUCCCGAGUUGCUUUUUGUUAUUUUAGUCUUUCCUUUUGCCGUGCUCUCUUCUUAUCUUACUCCAAAAAUGUCUGACUCUGACUUUUCUCUGCCAGUGCUAACUUCCCUCUCCCCUUGUCCGACCACAGCGGCCCCCAAAGUUCCUGCUGGAGGUCGAAGGCGCAUGGAUACAGAUAAUAGAUGUGUAUAGUGGGAAUGCCUGUGGCCGCAGUGUGUUAGUGUUUCUGAUCCUCUUUCUUGAGAACCGUUUGAUGACAAAAGUGCAAGUCAUCCAGCAGGGUUCAAGAAUUUACUGAUGUAGCCUCUGAGUUGCUCUUUGAUUGCUCUAAGGUUUAACAGAUUUUCUCCAAGGGUUCACCUUUGAUUACAUAUCUGAGGCUGAGUGGUAGAGAUGGCGACAUCUUUGGGCGAGACAUCUGACCCCGAUCUGCCCUUGUGGCUGUGCUAGUGCAUGACUAGGAUUAUUUAAUCUUGACAUCCUCUCCAUUGGCAUAUGAAUGUGGUGUGAAUGGAUGAGUGAGAUGUGCUGUGAAAGCUUUCUAAAUGGGCAGACUAUCUUAACCUGAAGAGUCAGAGUACAGAGAGAGAUCUAUGAAAUGACAGAGACAACAGUUUAAGUAACAGACUGAACAUUUUACCACAGUUUUCUGAAAAAGUGUAAAUACAGCAAAGUUUCUUAAUGUGUGAUAAAGCACUGCUCUUUCCACCAAGAGUCCAAAAAUAAAUCCAGACUCAAAAUUUCUUAGAUUUUUAGUAGGAAUGAUAAAAGAAGCCUUUUAAAGAACAAAAUUAGGCAAUCAAAUGAUUAAGAUAAAUAACUUUACCAUAACUUAAUCAGUAAAGUCUCCAAUUGUAUCUUCAAAAACAAAAACAAAAACAAAACAAAAAAAAAAAAGGCCUGCUCUUAUUUGGAAAUCAUGUCCAUAGGUUACCCUAAAGGUGUCCACUUGAGCUGCAGUCCCUUAAUCUCUUACAUCAGUUCUAGGUAUGGCCUCUAAAAGUUCUGUCGUAAAGUAUUUAUGUUUUAAAUAAUAAGUAAAUAUAGAUGUUGGUAUUAAAACCCCUGUGGUUACAAAAUAUACAAUCACACAACCAUUACUCAAAAGCCAGUGCCAAAGCUGCCUCCCAGCCGUGGUUGGAUCACCCAGCAUUCUCAGUAAAAAGUUACUAUAGCUGUAGAGAUGGAAAAUAUCAGCUAAGAUAAAUAAACUAUAAAAAUAAGUCGGAUGUCGAUCACAUAAAUAGAAAAAUAACUUUUGAUACCGGAUGGUGUCACCAGAGGAAUGAAACCCAUGUCUCCAAAUCGGGUUGGAUUCCAGGUCCUGCUGACCACAUACAGAAGAGUCUACUGGCAUGACACUUAACCACAAGCUAGCCUGAUACUGUGCCAUCAGUGUGUGAGUGAGAUCAUUCAAUACUGGCGUGUUAUUUAAUUAUUGUGUGAAUGUGGUGUGAAUGGAUGCCUGGAUGUGUAAGAAUAAGAAUAACUUUAUUAAUCCCCGAAGGGAAAUUCAAUGGCCCCCUGAUCAUCAGGAAGCUUUCGGUGAUAUUCUUGCUGUAAUUAAGGGCUCAUGGGAAAACAAUGGCUAUCAAAGGCAGCUUAAGGCAAUAUUAUUAAGUAAGCUAUCAGUUUCCAAAAAAAUUACAUCUUUGUAGACAUACUGAGUGACCCAUGACAUGCUGAUGCACCAAUUCCACAUAAAAUGAUUAACCAAAGCUGAACCAGUAAUUUAGGUUUUUACAAAAAGAAGAAUGAAAAAUUCAGGUUUUGGAUUUUCCUGUUCCAACAAAUUUGCACACAAAGGCUCAGAAAGAGCACUCUAGUUUGAUGCCAGAUGAUCUAAUUUCUAAAAGCCAAACUGACUAUUAACCACAGGAUUUAAGAGUUUUGUUUAUGACGGUGCUGCCUCGCUUUCAACCCGGACUCUUGUUCCGAUCGUGUAUAUCUUUUGUUUUUUGGUUGUCUUGGCAACAUAUUUCUUUGUUUACUCUGAUUUCGUUUCAUUAAACGGGUUACAUAAAACACUUGAAUCUGAUAAGAAUUUCCGGAAAGCAAAACAUUGCAUCAGACUGCAUCAUAUCACAUUUUAUUUUACAUAUCACAUCACAUCAUAUCAUAUCAUAUCACAUCCUAUCAUGUCAUCUUAUAUCAUAUCAUGUUAUAUCAUAUCAUAUCAUAUCAUGUCAUGUCAUAUCAUAUCAUAUCAUGACAUCUUAUAUCAUAUAUGAUGUCAUCUGAUAUCAUUAUCAUAUUAUAUCAUGUCAUCUUAUAUCAUAUCAUAUUAUGUUAUCAUAUAUCAUAUUAUAUUAUAUCCUAUCAUAUCGUAUCAUAUCAUGUCAUCUUAUAUUAUAUUAAAUCCUGUCAUCUUGUAGCAUAUCAUAUCAUGUCAUUCUAUAUCAUUUCAUAUCAUAUCAUAUCAAGUCAUGUCAUCUUAUAUCAUAUUAUAUUAAAUCAUGUCAUCUCAUAUCAUAUCAUGUCGUCUUAUAUCAUAUCAUAUCAUGUCGUCUUAUAUCGUCUUAUAUCGUAUCAUAUUGUAUCAUAUCGUAGUUCAAGGCUCUUCAAUGCCCUGAUGUCUUGCCAUAUUAACGAGUGAGCACCUUUGAGUUCUCCUGUUGCUGUUAGUCCCUAAAUCCCAAAUGAACAAAAAAUGAAUGUCAGCAGUCGGCCAAAUAUCAAAUUUCUCACUUUACAGCUCAUUAUUAUAAAUCAUGUCUAACUUUUUUAUCUCCGUAACAUAAAACUGUAACAUAAAACCACGUCGUGAAAAACCUGCCUGUUUGAUUCUGUCCUCCAUCACUCAAUACGAGCUGCUUUACACUCACAAUCAAAGGAACUGAAGCAUGAUGAAAUAAAUCUAGAAGCUUUAUUAAAACCCCAGACGACGGGAUUUAACCACUGUUUAAAGAUACUGUAUGACUCUGCAUUCCACCAGCUGAAAUCCAAUCUCUCUCUGGAAAGCAUGUUGGUCUUCCAUCAUGAAAUAACACAUGCUUUAUGAUUAUUUAAUGAACUCUUGUGUCAAAAAUAAUUGAUGUGCAGCAAUUAGGUUUAGGGUGAUGUAAACACUGAUUGUGAUACUUUGUGGUCGCACAGAAAGAAAGAAAAACAACAACAAAACAAAGACACAACCUUCUCUCAGUUGUCUCUAAAGAAAUGGUGAGAGUAUCUGGAGCAGAAAGAUUUUAGCCGACUCUUUGUAAAAGCAGCCUGAUUUUUUUCCCAGCAGUCUUUGCUCAGGAGCAGAAAACAGAGGCUGGUUAUGAGACAGAACAAUGAGACUAUGUUAGCCAGGCAUCCACCACAUUCUUCUGGCUGUCUGAAAAGACUAAAUUCACUAAAUUGCCUCAUUAAAAGUGUAAAAACACUUUGGACGGCGAUUAAACUCACUAUUGUGUUCCUGCUCUGUGGCAGUAAACUUUCCAUUUUGGUUUGUCUUGACUUGUCUUUGACUGCAAAUAUUGUUAUAAGUUAUUGCAGCUUCACAGUAAGGCGGCGGGAUUUGAACUUGUGAUCUCUGGCUGUUAAUAUUUAUUGCAGCUCCCUGUUUACAUCUUUAAAGUCCGGCUCCAGUAAAUUGUAUAAAGACGGCACAAGAAACACACUUCAGGGACAGUUUUUGUUUGCCAAACUCAAAGAAUUGACUAAUAAGACAUCCUCUCAGGAGUGGGGGACCUUCCUCUCAGGAGUGGGUAUUGUGUAUGUGUGUGUAUGUGUUAGCCUGUUUGCCUGUGCACACACAUAUGGGAAGGGCGUGCACGGCCACAGCUCUGGAAAUAGUCUCCAGUCCUCCCCUCUCUAAUUAGAGACAUUUCAAAAACCCAGAUUUUAAUUUUAGACUGCAAGCUUUCGGACCACUUAUGCACACACACAUCAAGUUAAACAUACACACUUUCCGUAUAAAUAAAUCUGAUAGGUCACACACUUGUGCAUCUAAAUCUGCACACACACUCAUGGAGCCACAAACCACAAAGCCUUACUACCCGGCGCAGGCUGGUAACCCAAGCACAAUGCAGUGUGCUCUAUAAUAAGUGGUUGCACAUAUCAAAUGCAGGAGCGUACUCCCCGUACGGGGCCUUCAGGCAGCAAAGUAUGAUAAUAAAGCCAAGUAAUGCAAGAUUCUCCCCUUAAUAUAAAUCAUCAGACUCAUUUAUCACUGCAAAAAUCUGUUCCACUCUUUAAUGUGGCUUCUCUCGCCCUCCUCACCCUGUUUGAUGAUUGCAUUACUUAAUUAAAAAAUGAUUUCACAAAAAAAAUAUUUUGCAUGCAAUUACAUGGAUGCUCCUUUUCCAUGACAGGGCAGUAAAUGGGGCUUGAAGCUUGGCAGCGUUCCCUGGUAGCGGCUCUGUGCCCCUCUGGAGGGUCGGCCACAAUAGGCACAUUCACAUCUUGACAUGCAUUUGCUGCUAAAGUGCCUGUUGUGCUGGAGGGCAUUUAGUUUCUCUGUUACACUCAGAGCCGUGACUUUCUGAGGACUGGACCAGGGUGCAGGGAGGGGCUCUGGGACCAACUGGCUUAGGUAGCUCUCCGAAAGGGUUAAGCUAUUUGGGACGGAUGCAGGCGAUGAAUAGUCAGCACAGUCUGGAGGCCUCUUGUGAAGUACUUAUUGUAACAAAGAUGACACAGCCAACUCCCAGCCAGAGACAUGGCUCUGCCUGUGCUCUUCUUUUAUUCCUCCUCCCUCCACCUUCCUCUGUGUGCAGAAGAGUCCAUUAGCAAAGAGAGACAGAGGGAUGAGGGUUUGGUCCAGCUGAUGCAGCUUUUUGGAGCCUGACACAAAUACCAACUGUCAACCAGCACACAUGUGCAGGCAGACGCUGCCAGUGUCAUCAUACGAGAUUGUUUUCAUACCAACAAAGAAUACUGAACAAUAAUAAUCAUAAUUUAUCGCUCCAUGCACAGUCUGCACAGUAGCAAAUGUACCCAAACAUGAUCAAAACAUCUGCACCAUAUUCAUUUUACGGGGUUGGCUGACCCAGUCUGACCAAUAUGAAACUUUAACUGUUUUAUUUUUUUUUUCCACAGCCCACUUACACACGUUUCCUGAAUUACAAUUUACUUUUCCCAAAAACUAUAAACGCGGAGAAGAAGCCACACUUAGUCUGGCCAAACCACAGACAUCGGAGACAAAAUUAAACUCUUGAUUCAAAACAUGUUAUCUUCCACCUAAAUUAAACUGCAGAUUACUUCCUGCUUUUAGAGAACACACAGGAGCUGCCAAAUACUGAAAAGCCACAGAAAUAAGUGAAAAACUGCUAUCAUGAAUCCAGACGGGUAAUUUGACACAAAAAAACGUGAAAUUCUAUAAAUACCAGACAUAAAACCACCAUGGCCUAUGGAGACCAAGAAAGGCAUCCCAAACGUGGUGGACUAUAGAUCCAUGAUUGUUUAAGUAUGUUGUAAAUAUGAAACAUAUUGUGUUGAAUUUUGUAUGAAAUGUGCCUUAUAGACAAGUUUGACUUGACAUUUUUAGAAACAUCAGAAAAAACAAUAUUUAGUUUUAUAUUUUUCCCUCAUCACUAGGUAGUCUUUUGUGCUAGCAGGAUAAAACAAUAAUAGCAGCAGAAAUCAUCAACAUAGAGCAGUAAAAACUCAAUAUUGAGACUAUUAAGACAGUCACAGCAGUCUUAAGGUCCUUGACGCAAAUAUACAACAUGCAAUUACAAAAUAUUCGGAGGCGAAUUUUGACACGCCUGACUAUACACAUCAAGCGCGAUGCGAUUUUGCGACUUUCCGGGGGAAAAAAAAGACGCAUUCCGGGUGGAAGUGAGAAGACUAACAACAGCAGACUGACUGUUUUUCAGUUCUGAUUAAACACUAGUGUUGAGAUGUCUGUCUGUCAUGAUAGCAUGUACUGAGUCGGGGUCAGUAGUACCAGAUUAGCACAUUAAACUAUAAUCCAUAAACGUAAGGUCACAACUGAGACCUAAUGGUGCUGUGACAGCAACACGAUUGAGUUUGAGACAGUGAAAAUACAUAUGGUAUGUUGUAUCUGAACAGGUUAGCUUACGAGCUAAAGUUACUUAGCACAGAUGAAAGUUAAAACAAAGACAUUCAGCAAACUGUUAAAGCACACAAACCAUCGUCAUAUGAGAAAUCCGUCACUAUGACUCUCCACAAGUUGUCCUUCAGGUCGUUAUCUUUGUAAUAUUUGUGUCUUUUAUCAAAAAGCACUCUGUUCUCCGACACGUUAACAAUCAGCUGGUCGGCCAUGUUGGAUAUGAAUGAAUGUGAAUCAGAUGUUGCAACAACAUGAUAUGAUAUGAUAUGCAAUAUCGCAGGACGGGAAAACGUCACUGAUGUAAACGCUUGUAUUGACAGGAUACAGGUUUGAAAAAAAAUAUUGAUGUCUGAAAUAAUCGCACAAAAAAAGGCUCCCGGUGUGAAAGGACCUUUAGAAGGGUUUCUCUCCAGAUAAGCGGCAGAAGAUGAAUGGAUGAAGAGGGCUCUUCAACACAUGGUCACAGCCAGAUAAUAAAAAGUCACUUCUUUAGUUUUCAAAGUGCAGUGCAGCUCUCCAGUAAAUAAUGCUUUCAGUAUAAGAACUGUUUUUCUCUGUGAUGCAUGUUGACAUUUUGACGGCAGUAAAAGUAGAGCUGUAAAUCCUCCAAGCAACAACUGAACUGAGCCAUAAAUAAAGUCAGCAGUAGCUCCAUUUUUUUCAACUAUCAUGAUAUGUCAAGAGGUGCAGAAAGGUGUAAAUAAUGCACCCUGAAGUGUUCAAACUUCCCCUGUAAUGACUGUGAAAAAGUCUGAUAAAGGUAUGUGCCAUACCAGCAAGUGAACCAUUAACACACGUACACACCCACAGACCUAUGCACACACAUCCACUGGCAUGUCAGGACCAGGAAUUCUUGGCCGCUAAUGAAGGGCUGUACCAAUUACUGCUGCGUGUUUGUCCCUAUAGGAGCCCUGGCACAGCAUGAGGCAGUGUGUAUGUGUGUGUGUGUGCAAAUGUACACAAGUGACAAAAGUUAUGGACUGCUACACUAAAGACAAUUAGAAGCUGCCCCCCAAAACAUCUCUGUGUGCAGGACAUUAGAGUCAGUAAAGACUUUAUUUCAUCAAGAUAAAACUCAAGCUUUGAAGAAGCUCAACGCAAACUAUGAAAUUAUCCCCUCAUUUUAAAUGCUGCAAAUCCCAAUUGAUUGUAUUUUUUUAGGCUUCAACUGAGACAGUUUUCGGCAUUUUUAGCAAUAAUUAAUGACAGAGUCAAAUUCCUAAAGCAAUUAAUCAUUUAUUUGGACUUACUUUAAGUGCAUAUUGAUAUAUUGAGACUAGGAUGUAGCCACAUUAACCUCAUCUGCUGUUUUAGUGGGGGGAUAUGACCUUAUGGUUCACUUAUUCAAUAAAAAGGUACAGAAAACUUGUUGGUUGAGGCCAACUUGCCUUCUGUUUGUCUGCGCACACAGCUAAUGUACAGCAAGUACAUGAUAUUGUAUCAUAUUGUAUUGUAUCGUAUCCUAUCUCAUCAUAUUUUAUCGUAUUGUAUCGUAUCGCAUCAUAUUGCAUUGUAUUGAAUUGCAUCCUAUCGCAUCGUAUCAUAUCGAAUUGUAUCGUAUCGAAUUGCAUCGUAUCCCAUCAUAUUGUAUUGUAUCGUAUCCUAUCUCAUCAUAUUUUAUCGUAUUGUAUCGUAUCGUAUUGUGUCGUAUCGCAUCAUAUUGCAUUGUAUUGAAUUGCAUCCUAUCGCAUCGUAUCAUAUCGAAUUGUAUCGUAUCGAAUUGCAUCGUAUCCCAUCAUAUUGUAUUGUAUCGCAUUGUGUCAUAUCGUAUCGUAUCGAAUUGCAUCGUAUUGCAUCGUAUUGUAUCGUAUCGUACGGUGUUUCAAGGCAGCUAAAAUUCAUAAACCACUGGCAUUUCAACAAGUAGCUUCGAGUUUUACUUUUACUGCCUGGCCUUUAAGCCUAAAAUAAAAAAUAUAUCAAUUAUUUAGUCCUGUAAUAAUCUUCGUCAUCUUUAUAUGAGAUCUGUUUAUAACCACAAUCAUUUGCUCUCUGCUCUAGUCUAUCAUCAGCCGUCCUAUCCAAUAAAGGCAAAAUCUCCCCUUAAAAACUCAAGUAACCAUUUCAGUAAUGACAAAUUUGGACACUUUUGCAUUUUAUUAUCACCCCCUCAUUUCAAUAAUGUAUAAUGAGCCCAAAGUUCUGCCAAUUAGAAUCCCAUUUGGGUAAAUGGGAUCCAGACACACAGCAGAAAGAUCUUAACCACCCAUUCACUAUAUUUUCUUUUCCCAAACCACCAACUCUAGACAUAAAUAAGUUAACACUAAUAUUGAACUUGAGAUGAUUUCAAUAUUGGAAAUAGAUAAAUCCCUCUGAUCUAAGGUUGGGAACACUUUGAUGGCAACCUCAGCUAGCCUACCUGCUAUGUUUCACACCUUGGUCAUCUUGACUUAGCACAAAAUCUGGGAGCUAUUCUGGCUGUGGCUCUGCCCAUUAGCACCUCAAAACCUGCAGUUAAGGUUAAUAUUUUUCUUUAAAAUCAGAAUAAAAACCAGAGUUUAAAACUUCUUGGGCGUCAUUUUAGAGACCUUUAAAACCACAUUAACUUCAUAUUUACUUAAUUCAAGGUGUCAUUUUACCUAAUAUGCUUGAUUAUGCCUCCAAUUUAAGCUGUGUUGAGACAGGCACUUUUACCUUAGCUCAUGACUAACUCUGAGUUAAAUUGGACCCUUUUCUUUGAGGUCGAACUCCGGCGCUAUGUCAUUCGGUUUUUGCUCCAUUAGACAUGGCGUUUGAAUCGAGUAAACCACCGCAGAGAAACUUCUAACAGCCAAAUUAAGUAAAAGAGUUCUUAAAACAUCUUUCAGUUGUAACCACAAUAUUUCUGUUGAUCCACCACGUCUAUCCUCAUUACUCACAGUUCAGUGUAUGUAAUGUGUAUAUAAGGAGAAACGAUGCAGAGUACAUUAGCUCUCCUUUGGAAACUGCCAACGGGCUAUACUUUAAAUGCAACUCUGGCAGGAAGAAGCAAAUGGAAAGCAAAGAGGGAAAACGCAGUAAAACACACGGAUGGUUUUGUAUAGAAGGUUCUCAGCUGUAACAUACACAGUUAAAGGGCUCGCACAAUGAAGCGCUGUAAGUCUAAAAGUGGAUAAUCGUGUUGCUUUGAGUCAAAUUUAAUUACGUCCGCGGAAAAUUCCCACAAGGCUAAAUUAUUAUUUCUUUAUUUAUACAUUAUAGAUUUAAGCACUGCUGUGACACAGAGCAGUGUGUGCAUUAUCAAGUCAGCAUGCUAAUUAAAGCAGGCUUAAUUCAAUAAUGACGCUCUGAGACUCUCAUUGAAAAUCGCUCUCAUUAUCUGGCUCCCAUUGGUCUCCGAAUUAGGACGGGAUUUAUGGCACGUUACCAAUCUCUUUCAAGGGUUCUUGUCUUUCACCUCGCGUGUGGUCCUCGAGGGUAAGAGACCUUUCCAGAGUUAAAUGAUGUUUACACAGAGGCCUGUUGGGUUGUUUUGACUCUCUUUAUUAGGCUGAACCCACGUUUCUCACUCUCUGUUGCUCUUGAAGUGUUGGAUAAACUCUGCACGCUGUUUUAUCCGCAGUCACUAACAUCCAGACACACUGCAGCAGCAGCAGUGGCAGCAGUUUCAGGUGGAUGCUGCUGAAAUGCUCUGUGUUCAAAAUAAAGAAAACAUGACUUACAGUCAAAGAUUACGAAAAGUAAUGAGAGCAGGCAGCUUAGCCUGGAGAUGAAAUCUUAUUAAAUCUAAAUCCCUCCCUAAGACCCUUUUUCUGUUUGUGGUUUGCUGUAGAGGCCUGCAGCUACACAGAGCUCACUGUCCAAGUCCAGAGUGCAUAAAUAUUUAGAGGGCACCAUAGGCCAAUCAGAAUCAGCACUGUUCACUGAAACGCAUCUCAACCAUGUCUGGGACUGAAGGCCAAACCGGGAUGGAGCAUUUCCUGUAAACUCUUUCCACCUUUAAAAAAAAAAAAAGCACAGAAAAUUUAGGGGAAGGCAGGAUGAGGGUGCAAAGAUAUUAACACCAAACACUCAGUGGUAGCGGACUGCAAACAGGACAUCCUGUUGAGUUGGAGUUUAUAGAGGUCUCGCUUUGGCAGGGACGGCAGAUAGAAGGAUGUGUUUUCUCUCGCUGUUCCUCUGCACCAGGUUGUGAUCUGGAAAGCUGAAAAGACUCUGUUCACAACACUGCAAGCCUUCAGCUCCACCGCAGAGACGAUUCCUCUGAGAAAUGAUUGGCUGACAAUGACCCCCAAACCAAAAGCAGCUGGAGGAAGCAUGCUGCUUUUGACAGACAGUUACAGUACACAUAGGUACACACAUACACAUACACACACACACACAUGUACUCGUGCCCUCUGACAGACCUCGGGCAGUAUGUUACAGUCAGAGAGGACGAGCAGAAGUAAAUCAGUGAGCAAAUAGGAUUUGCGACAUGCUGUCAUGCCCCUGUGUGGCCCUCAAAGGCUUUGUGGGUUUAGGAAGCAAAUUGAGCAAACCAACAAAGUGAGUGGCACGGCGCAGGGAGGAGCCGCUGCGGUUUACUAGACAAGACUCUUUGUAUGCUUUUUACUUCUUCACACUCGGUCACGCACUGAGGAAGCCCUGAGCUAUCACUGAACAACAGCAUUCACCACUGAAAUAUGAAGUUUAGCAGUGGUAGGUGUAGUUUCUGGUUUAUAACUACAGUACAGUUUGUGAAAAAGACAAAAAAACACACCCCUUUUUCUUUAAAUGUUAGGGGUGUGAGAAAAAGUUGAUUCACAUGAGUAUCGCGAUUUUUUUGUUUUACAAUUUGUAAGUUGAUUUUAAUGUCCAAAAAUCGGCUUUUUUUCAUUUUUAAGAACAAAUAUUAAAAACUGACCAACAUGUGAUGUGUAUUUUUUGGGGGAUUACGUUUCCUGGAGUAGUCAGUAGACAAUCAUAAUCAUUCAACUGUUUCACUGGUGUUAAAAAUGCGGGCUCAAGAUCGAGAAAAUUGACGAUAUCAUUGAAAUGCAAUUUAAAUCGAAUCGGCAUCCAAAAAAUCGUAGAAGAAUCGAAUUGGGAGAAAAGCAUAUUGUCCCAGCCUUAUUAAAUAUACACUGACGCAUAAAGACAUCAUUUCAAACAUUAUUUUUUAAAGGACUUGUUGGAUAAAAGGUUGAAAAAUAAUGUUUUUUUUUAACGUACGAUAACACACAUGCUUGAAGAGAGUAUUAUUUCAUGGUUUAUACCUUUUCAUUUGGUCAAAUAUCACAAUUUGCAAACCUGCUGGCAUGAUGACUGAGUGGGUGUUAACGUUUUAUUCUACUUCUAUUCAAGCUCUGGCUUACCUUGGUUAACCUAGUUUAUAACUACAGUAAUGUGUAAAAAACACAAAAAACAUUCCCCUUUCUUCUUUAAAUAUACACCGACACAUAAAUACUGCAUUUCAGACAUUAUUUCUUGAAGGACUCGCUGGACAAAGGGUUAAAAAAUAAUGUUUUUUAAACAUCUUGAAUGUACAAUUGCCUUUUCUUUUGGUCAAAUAUUGAAAUUAUAAUUUUUAUUCCAUUUGUAAGUACCUGCUGGCAUGAUGACUGAGUGGGUAUUAACUUCUUAUUCUACUUCUAUCUAAGCUCCAAAUUUCAACUUUUCAACGAGAACAAGGAGCUUUUCAGAAACAUGUUGGAAAGCUCAAUUAACUUAAAUCAACUCAUUUUGAAACAUGUGGCCCAUAAUUACUGCAAUCAAGCAAAUUGUUCGAAAAUACUUCUAAAAUUGAGCCUUUUGGGAGGCAAGUGCAGCCAAAAUAUUAAUGUUGAAAUAGUUUUCAUGAAAACACACGCAUACAGAAAUAUGAAAUGAACGGUGAACAGCAGAGAGUAGAUUUUUAGGUUCAUGACAUGGUCCAUGAGGGGGUUUCAUAUUUUAUUAUCAACUCCUUUUAGACUAUAUAAAAGGCAUAUCUGUUCCUUAAAGAAAUACAUGUGAUACCAUGAUGUAAAUUGGUGGUAACAUGUGUCUGCGUGUUUUACAGCUGUGGCUCUGACCCUGUUUAACCCCCUCCACCAUAAGUACUCCACACAUGAUCAGGGCUUGUGUCUGCGUCUCUGUCUGACCUGCCUUUUUUCAUAUGACCUCCUGCUUUUUGAUCUUCAUGUAAAUGAAUUAGAUAAAAUGGACGAGUGGGACUCUGGAGCCAGACAUGUGGCCCUGUUUUUUUAUAUUUUUUUACAUGGAUUAGAGAUGGAUUCAAUUAGCCUGUGUGAUUUCUCAGAGGCCUUUGUGGUUUGAAAGGGUUAAGUGAAUGAGAGACACCAUCGAUAGUCUGGACUUAGUUAUCCCACUGUCAAUGUACCGUACUGUUUAGUGCUCUUGAAAGCAGAUUAGCUUCAUCUGCCAUCUGAUCUGUCACUUAAAAUGAGGGGAGAGAAGCCACUCGUGUACAGUAAUAAGACAUCAGGCCUCAGAGCAGCCUGGUUUCCUAUAAUGAAGAAGCUACUCAUCUUCUCUGCCACUGUUAACCUUUGUGUACUGCAGCGAUGAAGGAUGCACCCUCGUCUGCCUCUCAGCUGUCACCUGCUUCCAAACACUGCUGCGUCUGUCUGCCGGCCAUGCAGGAAGUGCUCUCUCUACAACCCCUGACCUCUGAAACCGGGUUCUGAAUAAACAGCUAAUUGGCUGGGUUUCCUGUUUAGCCUGAUGGGAACGCCGACUAUUUCUGUCUGUUUACAGAGCUCUGCCUCUCUCUCUUUCUCAGAGUUGUACUCUCUGCAUUGUUUAUGAAAGAACAAUGUCCUCCAAUACGACUCCGCUCCAAACAUCAGGCUUUGGGGAUUAUACAGUAGUGACCGGCCUUUGCAACUCCCCCUGGGUUCCUGGAAAUCUGCCCCUUUUGUUGUCUGUGGGAGGGUUUCAGUUAAGUCAUUUUGUGGUUUUUGUUUAUUUGUUAAAGUCAGCUUUCAAGUCCCGUUUUACAAAGUAGCAAAGAUAAUUGAAAUAUCAUGUGUUGAAAUAUCUUAACCUAAGACAAAUGAGAAAUAUUGUGAUAGGCUGACACAUGUGAGGUCAAUUUUUUUUCAACAUUAAACACAUCCAUGCAGGUUUUAAAGACGGAAAUGCACAAAUCAGACAUUUAGUCCCUUACAGUAAAAAGACAAUCAUAUAAUCACACUGAAGAUCUAUACACACACAUGCACACGCUCCACAUGUGCGCAGCCUUCUGACAAGUAGUUGCACUUCUGCAUGGUAAGCAAAGUCAAAUCGGCAUUAGCUGUAUCUAAACUGUCUGUGUUGAAUUAAAUGGCGUGCUUUUUCGCCAGAUGUGACUUUCUCCUCUUCUAUCUGUAUUGAAUUAUUCAGGCAGUUCCGGAUCUUCUGCAGCUUUCAUCUCAGGUCUGCAUCUAGUUAUGGGAGGGAUACUGUGCACACAGUCGAGGGAGAGACCUUAAAGUCCAAGAGUCAGGGGUUCAAAUCCAGGCUACACUCUGAGAGCGCCGAACGCUCGCUGGUCUGACAUCGACUUUUAAAAGCGUCUUGACUUAAUAACUCUGAUUUAUUUCCACUGUUGUCGGCUGAUUUGUGAACAUUAUGUGUUUUUUCCAGAGCGAGAAAUGAGACUCUGAUCUGGGGAGGAUGUUGUUUUUUCAGGCUUUAACAAUGACUGUGGAUUUUGUGAUUUUACAAACAGGUUGCAUUUCACAUUCUAGCCUGAAAUAAGAUGAUUCAAGUGAAACAGAAAGAGGGCUCAUUGCUUUAGUUUCACUAUUAUGGCCACUGUUUGUUAAACAGGCGCUCAGCUCUUGAUUGUAGCACAGAUUAAUGAUAACUUCAUCUAUUCCCAUAACGUUGGCAUCAGGGAGGCAGGAAAGUUGUGUACUGAGACUGGAUGUUUAAAUCUGGUUAAUAAGAGUUGGAAGGUGCAGAGCUGGAAGCGGUAUUUUUAUUGAUGUGGCAGGAAACAGGGGGUUGGGGUUUGGAGGGACGGAGGUGGAGUGCUGCUCCUGCUGAAUCUGUAUAUCUCGCAGACUGUUCACAGUCCACUCCCACUUUUAAAAGCGCUCACACAGCUCCAGUCUCUCGAUUAAGAACACAGUUAAUGUCGCCCGCAGCCCAUUAAGCGCCAUGUGGUAGCAGCUCGGAUGAUGUGAAGCUGAAGGGUGUGUUAAUGACGGCGAGCUGUCGCCAGAGCGAGGCCUCUGGCCCGCCGCACGCCCCGAGCUCCUGCUGAGGGGACGUGGGCAGGUCUGUUGAGUCACAGGGCUGGUCACAGAAUUGUGGAAACAUUGACCCUUGCCUCCUCGUAAUUAUCUUCUAUGCAGCAAACCUGUGGCAUAAGUAGCUUCCUUUUAGCCAGUGAUGCUAAAAUUCAACAUCGGAGCAGCUUGUUGAGACAGUCCUCCUCUCCCUCGUUGUCUUCCUCCUUGUGUUUGUUGGAUCUAUUACUUACACAUCAUGUGAGCAUGCUGUUUUUUACUGGAGUAAGCUGUUUCAGCUGCUGGCUGAAGCUUCUAUUAGGAAUGAGGCCAUUACAAAAGGAGGCAAAUAGGGGUCUCCAAAAAAAUGAAACCUUCCCUCUAUCUUAAAGGGAUAUUCCGGCGUAAAAUUAAUUUGGGGUCAGACACACUGUAACACCCAGCCACAGCACUAGUCACCAAACAUCUUUUUAACUUUGACUAAUUUCUUUGGCAAAGAGACUAAACACAACUCACCUACUCUCUUCCAGCAGCUGCUUGUUUGGAGCAAGACCUCAGGCCAGUCCAGCUACUGCAGUGGGGUGACGCAGCUCAAGGAAGAACAUUUAUGAUCAUUUCUUCAUGGAAAUGCGAUCAGACUGAAACACUAAGGCAGAAGAACUACCGUGUCUGCAGUGUAAAAUGAUUAAUAUGGUAAUUAUAACUUCAAGGAAAUGAUAAAGAAAUGAUCAUAAAUAUUCUUCCUUGAGCUGCGUCACCCCGCCUCAGUCCAUGAUGGACUGGCCUGAGGUCUCGCUAGAAUCAAGCAGCUGCUGGAAGAGAGUAGGUGAGUUGUGUUUAGUCUCUUUGUUAAAGAAAUCAGGCAAAGUUAAAAAGAUGUUUGGUGGCUAGUGCUUUGGCUGGGACCCUACAUGUACUGUUGAUGAAGUUAGGUGCUGUUCUGAGCAUUAUUUGUGGUAUUCUGGUUGAGGUUUGUUAUGCCUCCUCAGACCACUGUGUAUUGCUAUCGUGUUGUAGUUACUAAAGUUGUUAUAACUAGAGAAGCAAGCGGUCGACAACAUUCAUCUCUUGGGGGGGUUAGUCACUCGGUGUUGCGGUGUGUGUUUGACCCUAAAUUAAUUUUACGCCGGAAUAUCCCUUUAAAUCAUUCUGACUCAGUGACAAGUCUUUCUUAGUAUUACUAUCCUUUCCUGUGACUCCCUGGCAGACAGGCAAUCUCAAACCCACUUCCAGUAUGUCCUCUGGUCCUCUGCCCUCUGGUCUGAUAAGCGUCAUAUAAGCGAAGAGAUCGGCCGGUGGGGAAAAGGCUAAUUAACAUGGCCUGUGCUUCCAUUCGUUUGAUGUGGACGGACAUCCUUUUGAUGCAGAAAUGUAUGUGAAACGAUUAUCAAGAUUACAGCUUCCGUCCUAAUCUUGAUGUCUCAUUUCGUCCUCGGCAUUAAUUGGAAACAUCUUAAGCUAACUUCUCUGGUCAGGCUAAUCUUCUAACUGCAAGAGAACAUUCAGCUGACUCCUUUUUUUGUGAUCUUGGCUGAAACUGUCUGAAAUAGUUAUAAUUCAGCAUAUUUGUGUUUAGUUUUUCAUGAUUUGCAGUGGAAUUAUUUUAACUUACUUUGGUGUUUCUUUCUUUUUCAGGAUACUGAGCCACAACAAAAUCCGAGUUCUGAAAAAUGGAUCCUUCAACGGACUUUUCGCUCUGGAGAAACUGUGAGUAGCCAGUUUAUUUUAUUAUCCUGUGACUUUAGUUCGACAUUGUCGUGAUUGUUUACAUGAUGAGUCCUUGUAUGGCCUGUUAUUUUAGCCUGCCUUGGGACACUUGCAGAGAAAUUUCGGACAGGAAAUCACUUAGAUCUGAGCUGCUAUGUUCACUUCUAUCCAACCACGGGCCGCGAUCCAGCAGGGAGGAUGAUACACUUAGACUGGCUAUCACUGAGUUAUGUUGAAAAGUUCACAUAAUUACACUUCAAGACUGUAUUAUUAGGUAAGCCCCACACCGCUGGACAAGAUAAGAAAGAUCUCUUAAAGAGGAGGUGCCUGUUGGCAGCUGAGCUUCACAGAUGAUCCAGAUUUUCUUAGUAGUAGCAGCAUAAUCUCUCUAAAUGGGGUGUUAGACAUAUGAUAGACAAGAUUAUGUCCAGGGGAAUAAAACUUAAUGACAUGUCUGGUGACAAACAGGAAAAACAACUUUUACUAGCAAUACUAUCAGCAAGCAUGAAUUGCCAAUGACCACUUUCACUCUCCUCUGAGGAUGCAUCUUAAAGGAAAAUUCCGGCAUAGAAUAAUUUUAGGGUCAUACACACGUAACAUCCCGUCGAGAGGUGUAUGUUGCCAACUGCUUGCUUCUCUAGUUAUACCAACUUUAGUAACGACCGUGGGAUAGCAAUACACAGUGGUCACAGGAGCCAUAAACAAACCUCAACCAAAAACACCACUCUAUAUCCACAAAUAAUGCUCAGAAAAGCACCUAACUUCAUCAACAGUACAUAAAGGGUCCCAGCCAUAGUACUUUAGCAAAGAGACUUAACACAACUUACCCACUCUCUUCCAGCAGCCGCUUGUUUGUAGUGAGACCUCGUUCCAGUCCAUUAGGGACUGCUGCGGGGGGAUGCAGCUCAAGGAAGAACAUUUAUGAUUAAUACUUAAAGGAAAUGCAAUCAGACCGAGACGCUAAGGCAGAAGAACUACCACGUCUGCAGUGCAAAGUGAUUAUUACUUAAAGGAAAUGAUAAGUAAUGAUCAUAAAUGUUCUUCCUUGAGCUGCGUAACCCCGCCUCAGUCCAUGAUGGACUGGUCAAGGUCUUGCUGCAAACAAGCGGCUGCUGGAAGAGAGUAGGUGAGUUGCAUUUGGUCUCUUUGCUAAAGAAAUAAGGCAAAUUUAAAAAGGUAUUUGGUGGCUAGUGCUGUGGCUGUGACCCUAUAUGUACUGUUGAUGAAGUUAGGUGCUGUUCUGAGCAUUACUUGUGGCUAUAGAGUAGCUUUUUGGUUGAGGUUUGUUCAUGGCUCCUCAGACCGCUGUGUAUUGCUAUUGUGCGGUUGUUACUAAAGUUUGUAUAACUAGAGAAGCAAGCAGUCGGCAACAUUCAUCUCUCGAGGGGGUGUCUAACAAGGUGUUGCGGUGUGUUUGGCCCUUAAUUUUACGCCGGAAUAUCCCUUUAUAAAGAUAGAUUGCAACUAGAAUCUAGUCGAUUUUGUGCCUUUUCUCUUUUCAAACAAGCGUUCAGCAGCUACAGGCUAUUGCUCCCGCCGUCUGGGAUGCUGUGAUGUGAGAAAAGCAUCUAAAGUGUGUUUUUCCCACCAGAAGGUGUUCGGUUUUACAGAGCAUGCCAGUAAAGCUUUAUAGCGUCCUGGUAGCUAACAACACACAUGGCGCGGCUUUGGUCUGGAUACUGUAAUCUGGUAGACAUACUUAUUUCGCCGGAGCGGGUGGGAGGGGUAUUUUUUAGGUAGCCUAUAUUAGUUCCACAUGCCACUUGGAGCUGCCACCCAUGAAGCUAACAAGCUCCUCAAAGAUGUCAAAAGAAAGAAAAUAUGGUAAUUUGCAGCAGUCGUUAGCUUGUUAGUCGCUACCUGCUGGAGUUAACACCAGAUGAGCCAGUUGAGAACAAACGCUCAAUCUGCUGAGUUGCUGUUUUUAUGUCUGGUAUGUGAACGUCCCUGGGUGGAUGUUUCCACAGUCCUGAGUUCUCACUUUUACCAUAGACGCUUACAAAGCUUUUGAUGGGAAGAUUUGAAACGAAAAACCUGCGAAUGGAAUUUCAGAGCUAAAGAAGAUCUCUAGGUUAGAGUUUUUGAUGUAAAAUGAGCCGAUGUUGCUUGUUUUUGUAAGUGAGGACAUGGUUCCCUGUAGUGCCGUGGGGUCGGUGGGUCAGGUAACCUGAGCUCACCCACUAACUUGCCCUUGUGGCUGUAGCAGUGAUAAAACUAGCAGGGGGCGACAGGGUGGAGCUUUCCUGGGGUUUCAUAACUAAAAGACCUGGGAGAAAGACUCAGAAGAGACAAACACGCACUAAUUCCCUCCACACAGAGUGGGAUGUGGGUGUCUGUUGUAAGUCGGGGACAUAAUGUAAAUCAUACAGACCUCAUUUCACUCCUCUGCCUCAACCUCUGCUGGCUUUCUGACACACAGCAGAGGAGGUCUGCUCACUCAUUCUGACGUCUUAACCUUUAAUUGAGCCUUACACAGCUUAUAAUUACAGCUGAGCUCAUGGUUAAAAUUGCUGUCUACAGUGAAAUAUGCAACAUUGAAAUUCGCAGAGAUGGAAGGGUUUGAAGGGAAUGAAAACAGAAGUGAGUUUACAGUAAAGGUUAGCAGUUUUUGCCUCUGCUGCUGCGUUGCGAUUUCGGUUUUUUGUUUUGUCUCGUCAGGUCGCCGUCUCUCUCCAGGUCCUCUCAUUGUUUCCAGUGUGCCGUCUACAUGUGCUUGUCAUUUGCAGCAGUAGUGAGCAGUUACUCAUAUUCUGUGGUCAGCGCUGUAAUCAAAGGCCGGCCCACUAGGGCUGAGUAAACACACAUCAGGGAAUUACACUGCAUUUCUUUCCCUAUGUGCCGAGGAUAAACACUGCUUCUUGGCUGCGCGCACACUCUCACUCCCUGUCUUGUCCAGUCUGUGCAAUAACUCUGAGUGUGUCUCCUAGUAUGGGCACCUUUGCUUCUGGUCUCAUCAUUUCCAGCUCUCUCAGUAGACGCACUCUCACACCCACAGACCUCCAUUCAGCCCUGAAUGCAGUCUGAUCUGCUGUUGUUUGUCGGAGAAUACAGCUCCCACCCUCCUCCAGGCCGGGGCCAGACAGUGCAGCGAUCUACACAGUUAGCCCUUUCAUUGGGACAAACCUCCUCAAAGCCACUGUUGCCUUCAUAACCUGCCAAACCACCCAAGUGCAGAGGCGCAAUUUAGCCUUGUUUGUUUUGCCCUUUUACUGGACUACUGUGUUUUUGCAGCUCUUUUAAAUUUGCUGUACCAUCCAACAGCUACAUUUAGAUCCCGUACUACCUCAUUUUGUUCCAGCUCUUUUUGGGUUGAAACCCCAGUUGAAUCAUACCUGGCUUUACGAAUAAGAAGACACCUUCACGCACACCAUUAGGCCUCGGAUCUUGCGCUUGUGCACCUAUUUGAGUGCCUCCACCUCUGUUCUUGCCCCCUUUUCUGAUGGGACCUGACGCUGGCAGCCCCUCUAACAAGCCAGGACCUUUAUGAGUUGCGGACAGAUCCCAGCAGCCUGUCCUGCGCUGAUUUGAGGCGAGGUAAUGAGAAUAAUGAGCAAAGAGGGCCGAGGCAGUCUGGCUCUUGUCCAACUGGGCCCCACUGCACCAUGGGACACAGGACAGGCAGGCAAGCAGGCAGGCAGGCAGGCAAGCAGGGCACAAGGGGCCCUCAUUACCAGGUCUGCUCACCCUACAGGGAGAGAGGGAGCAAGUAGCGGAGAGGGCAGUGCCGAUGAUGGAUGAGGGAGCAGCGGGGCGCUCGCAGUGGACAGGUCUGGAAGGCAGAAGUGAGGCUUGUGGUUAGAGGCUUGAGGUGUUGGCAGGGUGAUAGACUUUGUCAACAAGAGAGGCUGAAAUGUCCCAACAGCACCUUGUGUUAGAGUUGUACCCAUGAAAUAAGAUAUCUAGAAUCAAGAGGUUACACGUGUUGAAGCUCUGAUCCAAUACUUUUACCAAUGCACAGAAAAAAGUCAACUAGUUUCAGGUAAAGUUAUGUGUCAUAUUAUAAUGCUGCGUUUGAGUUACCCAAGAGUUACCAGCGUUUCCGUUACCAAGUCGGAAAAAGUGAAAUGUACGAAAAAAGGCAAGCGCUAAAAUAACUUUCCUAGAUGUAGCCUUCUUGUUUCAGGCCUCCGAUUUCGCUUUUUUUCGACUUGGUAACUGAAACACUUGAAACUCGGGUGUGACAUCAUUUUCCGACAUCUGACUUCCAAGGUAACUUGAACGCAACAUAAAUAUCAACUGUUUACGAGAGCGCAGUGUUAGUCAAAGCUAGCCAAAUAUGUUGGCAAUCAAUGUUUUUCCAUCAAAAUCAUACACAUUAAAAUUUCCUUUGUGUUGAAAAGGGGGAAAAAGUACAAGUUGAGAGUAUGUGAACAUCUGUUCAAGAAAUUGAUAGGUGUUUGUCUGGCUGAAUAUACAGAAGAAAUAUCAUCAAAAUCGAAAAAAGGAGCUGCUUGUGAUUUAUGCAGUGCAACCAGAAGUAAGGGGUUGAAUCUGCGACCAAUAACUCACACAGGGAGUGAGAAUGUGCACAUGUUUAGAAAAAUGUCCACAUGAUAGAAAACAUAUACACUAUCGUCUCUUUUUUUGUUAUGAAAGUAGAGGGCAAUUCAUCAUUUUUGACUCGAUCGUAUCUGCUUCACAAAGAAAGUCGGGGGAAAACUGACCAGCUUUCGCCUGAGCCUCACUGAAACCGACCUUGAAAUCGCCGCUGCCAUUCUGAGCAGCUGGGGUUAGGAAAUAGUCCAACUUAAACAACUUUACCAUCUGACACAGGGGAAGUGGAGCCGAGAUGGCUAAAGAUGGUAUGAUGGCUGCUGAGAGAGAAAGAGAGAGAGGGAAGGAGAGGAAGACGGAGGGAGGGGAAUGAGGGAAAGCACUCUCCUGCAGUUUGUCUUAUAUAAAUCUGAGGGUUGUUUUUCUUGGUGGGGGAUUAACAAUAUUUCCACACAGGCUAAGCAAUUCACUUUGAGUGGUGGGAACAAAGCAGAGGUGGGCAGCACUUAAACAUGUAAAAACAGUGGAGAAAUGUGUUAGCAUGGCAAGGAGCCCUUCAGUCUAGACCGGUUUGAGUGGGACAGGGUUCAGAUCGAAGCAGCCAGCUGUGGCGUUUUACAAACUGCAGAAAAAUGAUCAUUUGUGUUUGUGUUUCUCAUUGCACACGCCAUCCAGUGGCCCCCGGUUACGGUCAUCUAAUGGGAGUGCAUGACAUGAAGGGGUGGAGCGGGUGAGGAAGGGGUUAAGCGUGCUGGAGAGUGGAAACAGAAAGGGGGGUGCUGCCGGAGUUGAUAGACUCCAGAUGUGUCUUUCAGAUAAACUGAAGGAACGGGGUGUGUUUGUAUUUCAAGCCCAGCUCAGUCAUGGCUCUGGGGGUUUAUUGAAACAGCGAGUGAGCCCCUUCAUAAGCCCAUUACCAAAUCGUACGCUUUAUACGCUGGUAACUCUCGCUUGCACUCUCAUUCGGCAAACUUGAUAUGGUUUCAAUGGCAGAGGAACUUCAGCUUUCUCUGGACCUACUUCCCCCCACUUCCGUCUGUGUGUCUCUGCUUUAUUUUUGCGUCUCCCCUCUCUCUCUCUCCCAGCUCUCUCCGGGUCUCUCACUGUUCCUCCCCCGUCCCUUCUCCCUACAUGCUCUAGUCCACCUACUGGCUGAAAUUUCAAUCACGGACGUGAGACUCACUAUUCAUUGAUAAUUUGAAUGAAAGGCGUUUGUCCAAGUUUCCUCCCAGUUGUUGCAUUGUUCCAACCCUUUGACUUUUUGACUUCUACUGAUUUUCUAGUGAAAACAACCAUGUGACUGUUGGGACUUUUGAAUCAAAUGUCUCUGCAAUAAAACAUAUUCAAAGAAAUAAAGGGAGAAAUAGUAUUUUGCAUGUUUUUUGAGUGCCCUCUUCAGAAAACAUAUCAGACUGAUAGUUUUAUAUUUCCCACCAACACUCAGAUAUCAUGAUCUACCGUAUAUCAUAGGGGUGGGAGAAAAAAUCGACUCACAUAAGUAUCAUGAUUUUUUGUUUUACAAUUUUUUUAAUGUUCAAAAAUUAAUUCUUUUUUUUCAUUUUUUUUUUUACAAAUUUAAGAAUAAAGGUCCUUACACGCCGUCUUUUUUCAUGUGAUUAUUUUGGACGUCAAUAUUUUUUUUCGAACCCGUAUCCUGUCAAUACAAGCGUUCACAUCAGCAACGUUUUCCCGUCCUGUGAUAUUGCAGCAUUUAUUUUUCGGAUCAUGGUCAAAUUUUCAAAAGUUUCGCAUACUGUUUGUCCACUUCUGACCAAUCAGAUUUCGUGUUGUUGUGACAUCAGAUUCACCGGUAUAUCCAACAUGGCCGACCGGCUGAUAGUUUACGUGUCGGAGAACACAGUGAUUUUUGAUAAAAGACACAAAUAUUACAAAGAUAACAACCUGAAGGACAACUUGUGGAGAGUCAUAGCGUCGGAUUUCUUAUAUGACGAUGGUUUGUGUGCUUUAACAGUUUGCUAAACGUCUUUGUUUUAACUUUCAUCUGUGCUAAGUAACUUUAGCUCGUAAGCUAACCUGUUCAGAUACAACAUACCAUAUGUAUUUUCACGGUCUCAAACUCAAUCGCGUUGCUGUCACAGCACCAUUAGGUCUCGGUUGUUACCUUACGUUUAUGGAUUAUUAGUUUAAUGUGCUUAUCUGGUACUGGCCCCGACUCAGUACAUGCUAUCAUGACAGACAGUCAUCUCAACACUAGAGUCUAAUCAGAAUCGAAAAACAGUCAGUCUGCUGUUGUGUCAGUCUUCUUGCUUACACCCGGGACACAAAGUCACAAAAUUGCAUCGCGCUUGAUUUGUAUAGUCAGGCGCAUCAAAAUUCGCCUCUGAAUAUUUCGUAAUUUGUUGUCAUAUAUUUGUGUCGUUCCCAGUAUGGUUCCUAGAAUAGUCAGUAGACAAUCAUGAUCAUUCAACAGUUGUUUAAAAUGCAGACUAAAAAAUCGACAAUAUCAUAGAAUCGCAAUUUAAAUCGAAUCGGCACCCCAACAAUCGUAGAAGAAUCGAAUUAGUAGAAAAGCAUAUCGCCCCAGCCUUAGUAUAUCACAAUAAGAAAGUAGACAAAUUUUCAUUCAUUCUCUUCCAUACUGGUCAAUCCUAUAAAAAGCAACAGAGAUGUAAAAACAGGCAUGACUCCCUUCACUCCAAAACCCUGAUCUAAACUCAAUAACAGUCUGUUUGUCCAGAGUUUUCCUUGGCAGAAUCACCUCCAAACGUUCCCGCUGCAAAACGACAGAAACAUAUAAUCAACACAGGAGAUUUUACGCUCAAAAAAUGAAACAGCUAUUCCUGAUCGUACCGCUUAGGGCUGUGCAGUUUGAUCCAAGGUUUAUAUCAGUCAGCCAUGAGUGGGUCUUGGAGUUCCAUUUGUUUAAAACAUCGUGCAUUCACAUGAGUAAAUAAUCAGGUGUUGACAGUAAAAAUCUGAACAGGAAUAUAUCUAGUGUGUUUCCAGCUGUGACCCAAAUUCAAGCUGUUUUAUAGACACAAUAGAAAAAAAACAGAUCUGUCGUCUUUGCUCCUUGCAGCAAAGUCACUGGUUUUCAUAUAAACAUGGACAAAAGGUUGAUUAGGUAUAUCCAAUCUUAGAGGAACCAGAAAAACGUAAAGAAAAUAAUCUGGGGAAGGGGCAGCAAAGCAGGAAAUUAGUAGAAAAACAAGAGCUCUGCAGAUCCCGGUUUCCUGUUUUGGGGGGAAGGCAGGAGUACGUUUGGGGCCGGUGUUACAGAGCCCCCAUUGUGAGCAAGUGUGUUGAGGAGUAGGGAGGUGGGGUCUGCGGGGCCAUACACAGGGACGAUUCUGCUCAGUCCUGAAUCCCCUAACCCACCUGCCCCUCCCUACAGGGGAAAGCUAGCUAGUAAAAAAAGGGAGAAAAAGGAAACUGUAAAAAUAAACGAGCAAGGGCCUCUGCUAGAGACGUCAACCAGACAGGAAAUGACACGCGGCACAAAAAUGGUCUCUUGUGGCCUCCGUCAGGAACCAAGGUGCCGGCAGCCCCCCUCUCUCUUUGUGUCUCCAACGUACUUUUAUUCAUUUGUAGACUCACAUGUUUGUUUUUUGUCUUCGGGCAGUUUCUUAUAUUGCUCUGCAUCAGGAGAUAAAUCUGAGUGAGUCGGCUCUGUAACGCCACCUCUUUCCAUUAAAAAAAUUCCAGGAACAGGAAAUUCUUGAUUCCAGUCUGGCGAUAAUGAGUGGCCGUUCCCUGGCUUCAGUCAUUUUCCCUGCUCCCUCUGGGGCUGGGACCUAAACAAUGUCAGUGGAGCACUCCAGACCUGGCCGCUGUGCUCCUGAUAAUGGAGCACUCCACGUCUGGGGCGCUGUACAGACCAUGUCUUCAUUAGUACCCUCUCGCUGCCCUACAAGCACGUCGCUCCUCUCCAGCCUGCAUGGGGCCCAGGUGCUCAUCCCCUGUACCCGCGGAGAAAUGAUUCUCCAGAAUGGCAGAGCACCAGCCCCAUUGACUGGGAGGAGUAUUUUUGAGAAAAGACGUUCUUAAUGGCAGCUGCUGGUGUUAGGCCCCCAUCGCAGCAGACAAUGGCCUCUCCUGGUCUGGGAAUGAGCUCGAGUCCGUCACACAGGCCUCAUGUGGCGAAACGGAUAAAGCAGUGCUCUCUCAAGGUUGCAAAGCAUAACUCAAAGACGCGUCACCCUCAAUCAUGUAGCUUUUAGACGAAGGACACACUGCUCCUUAUAAUGAAAAAGCCAGAGCUACAAUCUGCAACUCCUGACCCUUGCAGAUCUGAUAUUUCCACGCUCGUGCCCUCUUUGAAGUACUUCCCAUCCCAGCUCUGAUCCUCUGGCCUAGUGACAGCUGUUGUCGUCAACGUGAAGGCCACCGAGCUGUGAAACUGUUGUCAGGGAGGGCGCUGUCUCCUCCAGAGGGCACACACACACACGUCAUCGCCUGAGUGUGAGGCCUGCUGUUGAAUUUGAAGAUUUGCUGCAAAGUUGCAAAUAAAUCUGAGAGUUUAAGGGAGCAGCAAGGCAUGAGUCUGCAGCGAGGAGUGAGCCCUGGUUAUGACUGGAGACAAUGACUUAUAUUCGGGGUAAAUGCUCGCCCCGUGUCCUGAUGACUUCAUGUGGUGGGCUCUCCACAUUCCCCAGGUUGGUGAUAAGAGAGUGUGAGACAUAAUGAACUGCAGGUACUCCUCAGGCCAAAACACAGCAUCAUGCCCUCGGAGGCAGGGUGCAAAAGAGCAGACAACAGGAAAUGCAGAUGUGAGACGCAAUUCUCUCUUUCUAAUCACAAAAGGUUGUUUAAAAUGUUUUAAGAUUUUAUAAUUUUUUGCUCUAACUACUAGAUUCUAACUCAAGUAUCUGCACUUUUUAUAAUAAUAACCAUUGCUUAAUUUAAGGCUCCUGUGAGUAACUUUUGGUUUGUAUGAACUUUGGCGCCCCCUGUGGACAAAGCCGUCUUUGCUUACAUUGUCCUCAAAUAGCAUAUGUAGUGUCUUUUGACGAACCUACUACCUUGCACCGUUUCAUGCAUUAAAAAUUAUAAAAUUAUAAAACUUUGAAUCUUGCCCCUAUUGGUUCUUUUUUUUGGGGAUAUCAGGAAAAUGCAUCUAUAUAACUAACACUCUACUCCAUAAACAACAAAACUCUGGACUAGGGCUGGGCGAUAUAACCUCAAAUCAAUUUCACGAUAUAUUGAGCAGUUCACCUCGAUAAGGAUAAAUGGACGGUAACUACUCCACAAGCUGCUCAUCCCCCCCCACAUCCUCUUGUCUACUUCAGCCUCUAGAGCUUUUGAACCGUCCUCCAUCUCCUCACCUGUCUUUCCCUCUUUGUUACGGACUGGAUGGCGUGGAGUCACAUCUCUGACGUAGGACAACGUCUUAAAGGGACAUGACCAUAGCCUACCUACACACAUCCAAAACCAACUUUUAUUUAUUUAUAUUUUUGACACCAAAUAUAUUGACACGGGCGAAAUGACGUUGGUUAUUGUCGUAAAUUUUGGUAAUGGUAAAUUUUCAGUUUAUUGCCCAGCCCUACUCUGGACUGCAGGGAACUGCAGGGAACUGCAGACAGUGUCGAGUCACAUUUCCACAAAACACUUCCAAACGGAACUGUAAGUUGUUUUCAAGUUAAUGUCCCCUUUUGUUUGAUUUUAAUAUUGUUGCUUUUUAACUUUUAUUUCAUGUUUAGAUUUCUCACAGGGAUAUAUUUGUUAAACAACAGUAUUGGCCAAUUUUGGCAAGGCCCUUGCACUAUAUAUAACCAAAUGUGACUCUACUGUCCCACAUCAGUUUAAAGGGGGUUGCUACUUUCCAGUAUAUCCUAACACUGGAGAGCAAGAAGAGGUUUGUUAUUGUGCUGAAAAGUCACCUGUUAAACAAACUCUGGCGUGACAUAAGAAGACGACAGGUACUGUUUGCACAUGUGUGAUUUGUCUUUGUAGUCAAAUGUCAAAGUACUUGUCAGCAGAUUAGUAUAACACCAUCUCAGCGAAGGAUUAGACAUGUGCAGUUUGUAAGACAUGAUCCAGAGACCUUUCAAGAAAAGGUUGGAGGAUCAAAUCUUUCGGCUCUUUGGUAAACAGACUCAGUAAAGUUAUCAUGACGUAUAGUGUAACAGGAAUCCAGAUGACAGCAAAGGCAUAGUACUAGAUGUGAUAUCUGCAAGGGUUCUCGCUCUCUUCUCUGAGUGUGCUGAUGCUUUCUUUUAGAGGAGGUCAGUGUUAAACAGCAAAUUCGUUUGUAUUUAUGAGUGUGAAAAGGACGGACAGGGAGGGGGAGACGGUUGGUCAUCAGAGAGAGGAAAUAGUGGGCAGUACCUCGCCUUUCAUCACCGCACUAAUGAGCUCCACUACACAGACUGGAAACAGCAGCAUUGUUCUCUCCCCUCGCCCCGUUUAAAAAUCCUAUACAGCUACUGACACACAGAAACACAUGUAGCUGCAUUCAGAGUAACACUGUGAAACACAAAGAUUAGCACAUACAUCAUCAUUUCUCUCAACAGCCUUAUGGAUGAAUUCAAUGUUAAUGCAACAAAGCAGUUUCUUGAUAUUUCUCAGUCAGUAUCAUAAAGGUGGAAAAACCUCCACUGCUUUAAAAAGCUGUGAAGUUGUUGCAAAGUGUUUGGACUAAUAAGCUGGCACACACUCAAAGGUCUCCGCUGAGCUGUCCAAGACUGUCUGCUUUGAGACAAACACAACAGACCUCAGCCUCUUGGUCCAGGGCCAGGGACUUCUGCUCCAUCAUUAUAGCCUGUCUCCUGUCUAUAAUCCAGAUAUGAGCAAUGGCUUUGUAAGCGCUUGGACCAGCAGAUCUCUUGGCUUGACUUUGGCCAUACCACAUGGUGUCGUUUUUUUUUUCUUUUCGGGAAGCCAUUUUUGAAUACGUUCUUCUUGCCCUGGAUUGAUCAAAAUAGCUCAUCUCUUGGAAAGCAGACAGGACAAUGGUUAGGAGAUUCCUGAGGUUGGACAUGGUGUGAGGCAGCGCGGUCGAAAGCAGCAAUGACGGAUAAUCUUUUGUGGAAAGAAGGACCAGAAAAAUUCCCUGAGGUCUGCCUACCACAGUGACAUCUUGGGUAAAAGUGAAACAGACAAAAAGCAGCCAUGGAGAUGUUGCUUUUACACUCCUGUAAGGAAAUCCUCUUUUAUGGAUGGUCAACUGGAUGAACACAGAACCGUUCUGACCCACAUCAGCCAUGUAUAGCCGAUAACCAUCUCUCGACCUCUUAUAACCCUGCUUACUCACUUGUCUGAUAAAAAAACAUCUUUGAUUCAAAAUGUAAUGCAGAUGGUGAGGAGCAUCUGGCUGAAGGGUUUGAUGAAUGGAUUUGUUUUUGUGCUUUAAAAAAGAAAGAGUGGAGGAAGUAUAAUCUUCAAAGGAGCAAUAGAAAUUAAUAUUUAUGAUUUUAUGAUUUUCAAGAUUAUCGUCGAAUAAGAAAAUCACAAUCUGGAAAACGCCUGAGACUUUUCAAGCAGUUUUGAAUUUCACAAAUAUUUUCUUUGGUUUAGAAAUUUUAUUUUGCUAGCCUCAAACACAGGUGGCUGAUGGGAUAAGAUUUCCUAUCUGUGUGCAGAAAACCUCCCGCUGUGUCUCAGUGGAGGCGCAAGGUUUAGAGAAAUGAGUCUCCUCUCCUCUUUUUUUGAAGACAGAGCCCUCGGUGUUGAGGAAGUGGUUCAUAUUUAGCUAAAUUUUCUCACCAGCAGCUGGCUAUCGUAGCUAGAAGUGAAAAACAGGGGGAGCUGUGCUUAUACCUGACUCUCAGCGAUUAACAGACUCUAUUUAUUCUAUUAAUCCACCCAAAUGCAUCAUAUUUGGGAUGUUAAAUAAGGUGUUUAUUUCUGUUUUUGUCUGCUUAGCUCUUACCAACCUACUGCACUUUACUAGUUUCAUGUUUUUUGCUCUUUUGCUCUCACAGCUGAGCUUCAGUAUAAAAAAAUUAAGCUUACAUUGAUAUCCACCUUUUACCCUUUGCAAGAGGAAGCAACUAAGCAUGUUUCUGAAACUAUAAGACUAUUCACUUAAAACAUGUCGACAUUAUUUUCUCAUUGACUGAAUAUUUUCUGUUUCCACAGGGACCUCAAGCACAACUUAAUCAGCACCAUCAUGCCCGGAGCUUUCCAAGGCCUGUCUGAGCUUCGGAAACUGUAAGUAGACAUUAGCAUGAUUCACAUUCUUUUGGUGUGAAGAUCAGCAAACACAGGCAAGGAUAGGAAACUGAGAAUGUAAUUUUUUGGUCUGUGAGGAAUGAUAGCUUCAGUAUAGAUUUCUUAAUAAAAUGAGCCACAUUUUUAGCCGCGGUGUGAAGAGACAGGCCUGUUACAGUUUCUGGAGCGGAUUCUGUUUUGACUGCUCAUGUUAGAUGUUGUAUUGAGCUCCUGGUGUUUCUAGGACAAUAAAGGCCUCCUUUACGACUGCAGUGUUUAUGCUGAUCUUUGCGGGAGCCUUGCAGUGUCAUCUCUUGUGCCCUGCUCCACCACUGUUUAAACCUCAGGGCCACGCAGAGGCUCCUCACCACCAUUGGAUGUGACAGGACGGCUGUUUGCAGCCACUCGCUGCUCGCUCAUUGUGUUUUUGGACUCUGAUGUCUGGUUGCGGCGUGGGUCAGAGUUAGUCGUCUAUGCCGCCCCGCGUGACUCCCCGCUCCUCCUCCCCCUUCUUGUGUUUUCCCUGCGAGGUCUGGGGCUUCUCAAAACAAACAGGGGGAGAUAAACACAUGCUCUGGACGGCUCUCUGCUGGGUAAUGUCAGAGGUGCAACAGAGCAGAUCCCUCUCUGGCUGCGGCUAUACAUCACACUCAGAGGUGGACGGCAGAACAGGGGCCCAGUGUUUACCCCUUUGCUGAUAAAACUUCACCGGCAUCCCGUUGAGGAGAGAUAAGGGAAAGUGUUAGGGACUGUGGGCAUUCUUAUUUAGAUGUUAAACUAUCUAAACUUUCUAUUUGUGGGGAAAAAAGUAAACCCUUAUCACUGUUUUAUCUCAACGGGAGUUUCUUCCUCGUCUAAACUGCAUCCCAGUGAUCCCAAAAACAACACAAAGAUACCACAAUCUUGGACUGAGUCGAGUCCUUUUGUUUCAGACACAUUCCUUUGUUUUUCUUUCUAGUGAUCUCUCCAACAACCGCAUCGGCUGCCUGACUGCUGACAUGUUCCAGGGGUUGACCAACCUCACGAAACUGUAAGAAAAAGAAAAAUGGAUUCCCCCAAAGUUUUCUCCAUUUCACAAUGAGCGGUGAAGUUAUUGAAUUAACUUUUUUUCUCUCUUUUUUUUUUUUUUUCUCUCGUACAUUGUGUGCUGCUAGGAAUCUCUCUGGCAACAUCAUAUCAACUCUGGAUCCUGGAGUGUUUCAGGAGCUGCCGUCCCUUAAGCUAGUGUGAGAAUAAGACACUGUCUGCUCUCCUUAACUCCAAACAUUUCACUCACACAGCAUACCAUUCCAUAUCUGAAUAAAACAAUAAAUAUCCAAGAGAAGGAAAAAAAACAACAUAACAUUUACUUUCUCUGCAUAUUUAUUUUUCCUCUGGUCACUAACUGUGUUUCACAAUGACUGUUGAGAAAGCCAAAUACGCACUGAGGGUUUAUUUGACAUGUAUUUAUUUGGAUAGAUUUAUCUAUAUGGUAUUUGGAAACACAUAUUGGCAGUUAUCAGCCAAGAGAUUAUACUGUCUAAAAACAAUUCCCUUUUUAGUUUGCAGUACCAAAUGUUCUUGCUAAACACGCUACUGUUAAAGAGAGAGGAUAAUAAAUUUACAUCGAAGGGAACAGUGAAUUUACAGGCCUAAAUUACUUUUUAUCUGCAGGUAUGACAUGUUACUCUUUUAAUGAAAAUCAAAUUGGUUUUGCUCGCAUAAUAAAAGCCGAUCUUUUCUCUGUCCAGGAACUUCAACUCUGAAUACCUGUCAUGCGACUGCAGCCUGCGAUGGGUGCCCGGAUUCUUCCGCAGCACUUCAGCCCGGUUAGGGGAUGAAACUCUUUGUGCCUACCCAAGGAGCUUGAGGGGAAAACCCCUGCGAGGACUCAGGGAGAGCCAGCUGAGCUGUGGUGAGAGCCGGGACUCAUGAAUGAGGCGGUUCACCGCUUUGUUGCAGGGACCGUUGACUUGUGGAUGACAAUGAGAGUUCACUCAUAACCAUGCUUAGAACCGUACCGAUAUUUCUGAGAAUCAGUGAACCAAAAGUGCUGAAACACAUCCAAGGAAGGAGCUCAGCGGGGGCAUAUUUCUAAAAGUAUCACGGAGCUGUGUUGACAACUAAUCCUGCGGGUUGCUUCUGCCUGCAGUUAAUCUGCUGUAGAGCUGCAGACUCAUUCUAGCUUCUGUGGAAAUAUUCAGCUGAGGUUGGGUAAUGAGAAGAAAUCAUUCACAGUGACUUGAUUCUUGUGUCUUUUCCGUCAUGUUGCGUAGAUGGUCCUCUGGAGCUGCACACCCUGUCGCUGCUUCCAUCCCAGCGUCAGGUGGUCUUCAAAGGUGACCGGCUGCCUUUCCACUGCACCGCUGCCCUGGUGGACAAGAUCACUACUUUACACUGGCGUCACAACGGCCGGCUGGUGACUUCUGAUUCUGAGAUGGGUGUUCAGCUGGAGAGCAAUGUGUUGCAUGACUGCACCUUCAUCACCAGGUACAGAGGAAAACUUGAACUUUAUAUCUCUGUGUAAGGAAAGUCAAAGUCAAAUGUGUAACAAUGUCAGACGCACAGUGAAGUAGGAAGUAGUAACGUGUCGUAAUGAGCUGUCUCGAUCUUCUUUAUCCAGUGAGCUUAUUCUAUUCAAUGUACGUGCGGAGGCCAGAGGGGAGUGGGAGUGUGUGGUUUCCACUGGGCGGGGCAACACGUCUCGCAGUGUUGAAAUAUUGGUGCUGGAGAACAGCGCCUCCUUCUGUCCAGAGGAUAAAGUUGUCAACAACCGUGGGGAAUUCAGGUGAGUUACAGCUGAAGUGAUUAAAGCAACACAACCUGAAGAGUCAACGUUUUUUUUUUUUCAAUCCAUUCAUUCAGUUUUUUAUCCCCUAGGUGGCCGAGGACUUUGGCAGGCAUCACCUCUCAUCAGUACUGCCUGCAGAUGCGAUACCCUUCUCUGUCUAUGGAGGGAGGUAUUGAGCAAAAAAAGGCCUCGAGACACUGUGAUGGCAAUGGGAAGUGGCAGGAUGCGAACUACACAGACUGUCAUUACACUAACGGCAUCACCCGGGUCCUGCACACCUUCAUCCUGGUCAGUAAGGAUGAAAAGUUUUACCACAGUAUCUCCUCUCUGAUUAGAGAAAGUAAUAAUGAUUACAUCUUUUCCCUGCAGCGACCAAUCAAUGCAUCUAAUGCUGUCACUUUGGCGCAUCAAGUACGGACAUACACCCUGGAGGCUGCGGGCUUUACUGACUCUGUGGAUGUUUUGUAUGUGGCGCAAAUGAUGGAGAAGUUUAUGGAGUAUGUCAAGCAGCUCAGAGAAGUAAGAAAGAAGUUUGAAGUUUUCUAAAAUACCUGUUUACUGAUCUGUAUGUCGUGCCCUCUCAUGACUUAAUGAUUUCUUUGUUUGUUCCAGUUGUCAGAGGUGUUGGUGGAGAUGGGCAGUAACCUGAUGCAGGUUGAUGAUCAGCUCCUUGCACUUGCACAGAGAGAGAAGAGGGCCUGCAGCUCGAUAGUUUACUCCCUGGAGACCUUGGCCUGGCCUCAGCUACACAGUCACGCUCAGGACUUCUCAAUGGUAGGGACCACUGACCUGAUUUUCCUUUGUUUUCAUAUUUUAAAUCCUGUCGUAAGAGCCGGUUAAGCUUCCUUUAACCCAACAAGAAACUUUCAUAUGAUAUAAAGAUUUUGCAGAGCAGAUUUUGUAUUUUCUCUCACAGAAAUUUGCUAAAAUAAGAAAUAAAUUUGGAGUUUUUUCCUGCACAGGUGUCGAAAAACAUUGUGAUGGAGGCUCACUUUAUUCGACCAGCUCACUUCACUGGUAUAACCUGCACUGCAUAUCAACGGAGAGAAAUCUCCACAAGCAGCCUGGGAGCAGAAAUGGCAGAGUCCGCUCACGAACAGCAGCUUCGUUUUCGCUGUAGCACCGGUUCCCAUAACACCUCCCUCAACAAUUUCCCUCUGAAGGUUAGCCUCAGCUUUUCACAUAGCUACUAUUAGUACUUGUAACCUGUUGCAUCUACAGUCUUAAAGAUGUGCCGGUUGAUUCAUCAUAAAAAAUAUUUCUUUUUGUGUCUUUUUCUCCAGAAUUCAGUAGCCCUGGCCUCUGUGACGCUUCCUGUGACCUUGUUUCCUCCUGAUGCUCCUGCAGACUGUAAGCUGCAGUUUGUAGCCUUCAGGACUGGCAGCUUCUUUCCACUGUCUGGGAACUCAAGCAACACAGGAGGGCAUUCACGCAGACGCAGUGUCAACACCCCAGUCAUCUUUGUCGGCCUUGGUGAGAGAUCAUAUUGUGAAACCUUAUUUUCGUUUAUUUCAAGGAAAUCCUAAGUUACACCCAAAAGACCAGUCAGCACUCCUGCCUUUUAGUCAUUUUUGUCCUUGUCAGAAAAUUUUUCAGAAAUGACUCAACAUCAGUGACAAAAAAAGUCAACAAAGAAGACCAUUGUUCUUCUAACAGCAGUGCUUGUUGAAUUUUAAAGGCUUUUUUUCAUGGUUAAAUAAAAUUCAACACAGCACAGUUAGCUGUAGAAACUGUCAUGUAAUGUUAAAAACUAUGGCUCAAACCUUAUCAGACAAUACAAACAUCUUCAUGACAUAUUUUCCAUUUUAUUGCAAAAUAAACAUUUCCCCCUCUUUCUGGAACAGAUGGCUGCAGUAUGUGGAACCACUCAGAGCCCAUCUGGGUGUCACUGCGCCACUUGUCUCCUGGUUCUGACGCUGUGGCAGCCCAGUGGAGCCUUAAAGCAUUGGAGAAACAGGGAAGCUGGAGCCAGGAGGGCUGCCAGCUGGUGCACAGCGACGGCAGCAUCUCCACCCUGCGCUGCUCUCUUCUCAGUAACUACGCUGUGCUGCAGGUAGAAUGAACUUCUGCAUCAAACUGAAGUUUUUAGGAGUGAUUAGGAAUUACAAAAGUUCUCCAAGACUUUGAUUUGUGGGUUUUUACCUUUUUCAGGAGGUGCCUGACUUCCCCACCCCUUCACCCAUUUCUGUAAGGGUGCUCCACCCGGUGGUGUAUGCCAGCACUGCACUGCUCCUCCUCUGCCUCUUCACCAUCAUAAUCACUCACAUAUUGCAUCACAGGUACCAUUGUAGAUGUGCACAAAGAUACUUAUUCAGCAUUCAUGUUGGCUUCGUCUCAUUGCGUUGCUCUGUGCCCUUUUGCAGCACUAUUCAUAUAUCAAGAAAGAGCUGGCACACUUUGUUGAAUACUUGCUUCCACAUCGCCAUGACAACAGCCAUCUAUGCAGGAGGCAUAAGCUUAACUAGCUACCCAGUGGUUUGCCAAGCAGUAAGACCUGAUUUUAUACUAAAAGCUCAUUUUGAUUCAUGAACUUCAAGCCUGUUGUCUUACUGAACUCUACCAUGUGACAGGUGGGCAUCGCUCUGCACUACUCCUCUCUGUCGACCCUGCUGUGGAUAGGAGUCAGCGCCAGGGUCCUCUACAAAGAGGCUGUGUGGAGAAUGCCACGGCAAACUGAAGGAGAGCCCCCUGCUCCUCCUACUCAGAGACCUAUGCUCAGGUCAGUGGGCGCAACACACCUUCACCCACUUCUGCACUGUGAGGUUGCUGUAUGCUAUCAUUAAGCGAUAUGUUAUAGACAGAUGUGGGUGUCCUUGUGGGUGACCACCCAGACUGUUCAGCAUCAAAGUGGGCCAUUGUGCCCCACUACCAAAGUCUCUCUGUUUUAAAGAAACACUUGGAGGGACAUGACAGAGUAUUGCUGUAUGGCGCAAAAAUGUUGCAGGCCUCUAUGGACCGUGAGGGGGGAGGGGAGGAAUGUAUGAAACCAACAUAACAGAAGCAGAGGGGGUCAUCAUAAAUCUAAGCUGGGUGGUUCAAGUGGUGCACUGUCUUUCCAAAUCUACCCCUCCAUUUCUCUCAACCCUGCCCCUGUGAUUCUGAAGCUGUGGUCAUACACUGUGCUGCUUACCCCACCGGCCCUCCCACCAUCCCUUUGUUGCCUACUCUGCCCCUCGGGAUCAAGCAGCAAUAAAUCACAGAGUUCUGGAGACCAUACUGACCUUUGUAACACUCAGACUGCUAAGAGUGCAAAAGAUCACGCAGAUUACAGACAGGCUGAAACAUAAAAACACAGAAAGAAGAAAAGGACACCAACAAGCACACUUAAAAAAAUCAUGGCAGCCAAAGGUCAAACAGCAUCCUGUAGAAUAACAACUUAUUUUAUUUUCAUAUCUACCACCUUAAAAUGUGUGUUUUUUGUCAUUCAAGGUUUUAUUUAAUAGCGGGUGGAGUUCCUCUUAUCAUCUGUGGGAUCACUGCAGCUGUCAAUGUCAACAACUACGGAGACAACAGUCCUUAGUGAGUGCUUCUCCUUUUAAGCUUGAACCGUCUGAACUCCUGACUUUGUCUUGUUUUGUUUGGUGAAGUGAAUACCUCUGUGUGUCGUAUUGAAUUUACAGACAUCUCCUUGUUUUGCUUUUUUUUCUGCCUCUUGCAGCUGCUGGCUGUUGUGGCGCCCCAGUCUAGGGUCUUUCUUUGUCCCCGCUGGCCUGGUGGUGUUGGUGACCUGGAUCUAUUUCCUGUGCACAGGGAUCCGCCUGAGGCACCGUGUAGCCAAAGAAUGCACAGGAACCACCCUGUCCACCCCUGUGACUGAGAGUCAGCCUGCACUGGCAGGAAGCACCAGCCUCCUGUCCACAGACUCAGCAGUGGGGCCUAUUAAUCCUGCUGCUGCCCCAGAGGACCAGUACUCUCUGAAGACACAGUUCUUGGUGCUGGUGGCGACCCAUUUCCUGUUUGUGGCUUUGUGGUGCUGUGGAGCCAUGGCAAUGUGGCUGACAGGGCGCAGCAGCUUGUUGUUCAGCUGUCUCUAUGGGAUAGCUGCCACCAUAUUGGGGGUGUUUCUGGUGGUGCAUCACUGUUUCAGACGUUUGGAUGUGCAGGCUUCAUGGCUUGUAUGUUGUCCGGGUUAUCGCCGCUCCCAACCGAUGUCUACCUACACACAUACCUGCACCACUGGGAGCGGAGUGCAGACCUCAGAGCAGGGAUCACAGCUUUUUAUCAACUGCCAUCCACCUGCUGAAUCUCACAACUCCUCGUCAGCACGGUCAUCUUCCACCCCAAGUGGGAUCAGCAGUGUGGGCCCCGGGCCCUGCAAGCUCACCAACCUGUUACAGGUGGCACAAGACAAUCCAAAUAACACGGCACGUGCCCCUCCAGGGAACAACACCAGUACCAGUACUGAUAACAUCACCAAGCCAACAAACAAUGUCCUGCCCACCAUUAACUCUGCAGCCCCAGUGCACCCCCAGAGGAGAAAAGUAGGGAGCAGAACUAAACAGGGGGGCAGCCAGUAUCACCAUCGAGGUGACGGCAGGGGUCACUAUCGCCUCAAAGCUCUAAGGACUGCAGGAGGAGGGGGCAGCCUGGGAGCUUUGGGUCCCUCUGGUUUAGAUCACCUCAGUUCUUCACAUGUGGUUUACAAACAGGCGACAAGUGAGAAUGGAAGCGUGCACCAUAGCCUUUCAGAGACCCAGACCAGCCCGCUGACCAAUGGGAAGCGUGUCGGGGAGUCAGUGGCAACAAGCCCCUCAGAGGGCAGUGACGGGGGAAGCAGCGGGAGCCGUAAACCCUUCCCCCUGCUGCCCUCUAUUGCUAGCAGAGCAGCCAUGCACGGGGCUCAGAGACGAUGCGCCAGCAGGGACAAUUUAAGACUCGCGGCUGCUGCAGAACGAGACUCUAAGCGCUGCUCUUACCCUCUGAACAGCGUCACCACCACUGUUCCAGGAGCUGCUGCCCCAAACGGCACCCUGAAAAAGACGGUGCCGGAGCAGGAGCAGGACAUGAGCGGCACUGACCAAUCCCAGAGCUCUGUGGGGAUGAAAAGUGGUUUGUGGAAAAGUGAAACCACAGUGUAACCUAUACUUACAUGUGAACUUCUAUGCAUGACCUUAAUGGACUCUGGAAAUGAUUGGGUUAUGUUUUAAUGGUCUUUUGAUUAUUAUAAUUAAAUAAUUUAAGAUAUAGAAUCUUUGAGGCAUCCAGGACCCUGUUGGUACUUUUGCCUCUGUAGAGUUGUACAAGUUUGCUGUGAAAUGGUGAAAAAUAACAAGACAGAUGUUUUUUUAUUGUCAUUUUCAAACACUAGAUACUCAUUUAUUUUAUUCAUUUUGCAAAAAAAUGUACAAUAUAUCUCUGAAUUAGCAUAUGAUGUUGAUUUUGGAUGUCUAAUGAAAGCUUUGCUGUUUUAUUAGUGAUUUUUCUAUGCAUAUCAAAUAUAGCAUGAAAUGGAAAAUGAGACGAUCAAUUUCCAAGUUCAGCUUUGUGCAGUUAAUCCAUGGACAACCUUUCAGACGUAAUUUUGCCUUAUGUAAUUGUUUGUGUAUGCUGAUAAUGUUUGUUUUUGUAUGUUCUGUGUAUGUGAGUCUGUUCCAGUGUGUGUUUGUGUAACGUAUGCAAAUAUAAUAGGAUAGUUUUCACAUCAGUGUGACUGUUCAAAGCUCAGAGUGGAUAAAAAAAAAGCUGUUUGAGACUUAUGAAAACCUGAUUGAUUGGUAAAAAUUCCCACCAGCACUGACAGAGCCUGCCUUAUAGAAGUUAGGACAGAAGACAGGAGGAAAAAGUAAUUGGUUUCUCUCAUGCAAGACAAGAACAAACAUGCAGCCUCUUGAUCCAAACCUCACCAGUUACUUCCCCCUCCUGGAUAAGAGUGGAACUUUUUUCUCUUUAUCAGAAACCUUAAAUAUGCUGCAAUCCACACAAAUCUCACAGGUUUAGCAAUCAUAAACACAUUCAGCCGACUAAUUACUACCAACAGUAACCCUUCCAACACUAAUUUUAUACAUAUCACAUACUUUUUGUGAUGCCAUUCAUUUUUGCUUCACAUAUUGGAUGAGUUCAAACCCCAAAGUUCUCUUUUUUUGUACAAUUUGAUACACUUGCAAUUCAGGAAAUUGCAUUUACAGGAAAUUGUGUUUCAACUAUGCAGCUCAUUGUCAUGACUCUUUCCAUUGUUCUACAAAGAGGAAGUCUUCACAAAACUCAGAGAAAAGCAUACUGUAUGCUGCAGCUGUAAGGUCUGUUACUAUGGUCAGUCUGUUGUGCUAGUGUUGUAUUUCCUGUGUGCACUAUAUGAGCUUUUUGAUAUGCCUUGAAUAUUAUAUAUUCAGGAUGUUAAACCCAAAGAUUUUUCAUCUGUUCUUUGAUACCAUGACUUAUGGGACCUCUCAAUGAAAACAAAUAUAAACAUCAAGAUACAUC
This is a messenger RNA of Xyrichtys novacula (pearly razorfish), 45666 nucleotides long. The record is from the annotation of a GenBank genome assembly. NCBI's taxonomy places the organism in Eukaryota, Metazoa, Chordata, Actinopteri, Labriformes, Labridae.